AUGCUGGUGCCAAGCUGUCCCACCAUGCACAGAGCCAGACCCACGCUGCUGCUGCCGCUGCUGCUCGUCCUGGGUCUGUUCCUCCACCUCGCCGACGCUCAAAGUAAGUGGACCGCUGGCUUUCACACGGGGCCCUGAGUGUGGUGUCCUGCUGGGCUGGGGGCAGGGCACCAUGGGUGGGAUUGGUUUUAUAUGUACAUUUUUUUUUCCCCUCACUUCAACAUCAGACAUGGAAAUACUUCAUGACACAAAGAUAAGGGGGUUUACAAAACUUCAAAAUAAAGUACAUACCAUGGUCUAUAAGGCUGCUGACAUCAACACACACACACAUUUAAAGGCCCUACAAGGAGUUUUUUACUGGUGAUGAAAUGGGCUCAAAUAAACAAUGAUGCUUCUUUAUGGGCUUUAGCAACACAAUUUAGAUUUCCUUAUUGUGAUUUCAAUCUGGUGGGUAUUGGACUGUUCAAAGAGAGCACAGGACACAGGGGUCGCCAAAACCCUUGCAGUUCUUUACAGGAGCUUUAAAGUCCAUUCUCAGCUAUCAUGCAUUUUGCUCAUUUCACUUCUUUGUAUGGUUGACCUUCACUGAACAGAAUGAUUAAUGUGAACAGCUUCAUUCUGGAGAAAGUUUCAAAUUCAUCUGCUAAAGUUCAGUUUAACACCUUUAAGCAUCAUAACUCGGGCUGGGUGAUAAACCGAAAAUUUACAGAUACCGAAACUUAAAACAAAAACAUCAUUUCCCCAUAUUGGUAUAUUCAGUGUCAAAAAAAUGAAUAAAUAAAAGUUGGUUUUGGAGUGUAGGUAGGCUAUGGUCUCAUGUCCCUAAAGACGCUGUCCUACAUCGGAGACAUGACUCCACCCCAUCCAGUCCGUAACAAAGAGGGAAAGACAGGUGAGGAGAUGGAGGAUGGUUCAAAAGUUAUAGUGGCUAAAGUAGACGAAGUGAAUGUGGAAGUGGGUGAGCAGCUUUUGGAGUAGUUAUCAUCAAUUUAUGUGCUCAACUGCUCAAUAUAUCGUGAUAUUGAUUUGAGGUCAUAUCCCCCAGCCCUAAUCAUAACUAACAUGGAAACCAUUUGUCAUCUCAUUUUCACUUUUCAUAAGUGUGCGGAAACCACAAGCACACAUCAGAACUCAAAGGAAUAAAUCUGGUUGAUGUAGAAGUUGGAUAAACAUACUUUAAAAUCCUUGGUUAUUUAGAAAGCUGUCAUCUUAAUAUGUCUCAUAUUGCUUUCCCCCUCCCUCACACACACCAACACUUAUCUCCCCAUGAUCCAUCUUUUUCAGCCAACUCUCAAAAUGCAUUCAAGUCCUGAUUCUCCAACUGCUUUUUCUCUGCUGUGAAAACCAUCAUGUGAACCAGAAACGGCUCAGGCCUCAGUCGAGAAUCUCAUGAUGAGAAGUCAUUGGAAUUGAGUUACUUGACAUCAGACACCUGCUCACCGAUGUGUGACAACAGUUUUCAAACCUCAUUGAGCUCUGGUCCUGCGCCACAGCUUUCCCCCUCCUCUUUUUUUUUUUUUUUUUUUACACUACGAUCCAUGAAUCAUUAGCUCCUGGAGUCACAGAGGGAUGAAUAAAAGUUUUAUUGCACCCUUUGCACCGACUGAAAUCCCCUCAGUUCGCCUGAAUAUCUCUGAAUGAAGGGAUCGCUCACCCAAGGUCAUACACGACAGAGCCACGCAAAGUGAAAUUGAUGGCUGAGAUUUUCAACUUUGUGCUUGAGAAAUGUUCCUUGCAAUCUGUUCAAAUGUGUUUUAUUUUUGUUCGCUGCCUCGUGCCACAUAUGUCUCGCAGCGGGAGAGACGGCAAAUGGAGAAAUGUAUUCUCCAUUUAUCCGCCGUUUUAUGUGCAGCUCCAGGAUUUAUUGACACAAUUUAAUUACGGGGCCUUCCCAAAAUGGCAUUAACAGUCGAUAAACGUUAGCAUCAAGGGGGCUUUUAGUAGUCAUCUUUUCAGAAAACUCCCAUCUUCCUCAGACUCGUGUAUGUGUUCACAAAACUGGAUCUGAUUCGAAGACAAAAACACCACCUCCAAUUCCUCCCUACGAACAAAUGUCUCAACAAAACCUCCACUCUGGUGUGCCCAGACAUUCCUCAGUCAUAUUUAAGCACAAAUAUAACACUCAGCACCCCCAAACUUUGACGCCUCUGUGCACCCUCCCCUCUCCUCCCCAAAAGCCCCCAUUAAUUUUCUUCCUUUAGCCGCCUGGCUGUGUGUGAGCAGCUGCUGCUACCUCAUACCCUGCUCAGACAGCUGUGCUGGGUCAUCACUCCAAAGCCAAAACAAACUUAUCACGAGGUAGCCACAGCGUUAAUGACUGAGGACUGGGAAUGAGGUGGUAGUCAGGAUUGGAUUUUUAUUUGCACCAUUCUGCUUGAUCUCACAUGUGCACAUGCCUUACCAACUCCCGUCCAUUGUUUCUCGUCCAAAUCGUUCUCUCGCCAGAUUUCUCCUGCCUGCAUCUUUGUCAUCUCCCCACCUUCUCCCCUUGCUGUCGAAACAGUGCGAAAACACCUUACAGCAUCUGAAAAGCUCCAAAAUGGCCUCAAGAGGCAGAAGCAAUGCUAACAAUUUCUCAACAAAAAACCCCCAAAAGACCUCCACUCAAUUUACCCCACACUAGACAAACCCCCCCAGAGCAAGAAUCCGGCUGUUUCCAAAGAGGAAAGAUGCCCUCUGUUGGUGCUCUGGAUCGGUUUGGGUGUGAGCUAGCCUCCGGCUGUGGGUAUGGGUGGAGGAUAUGAGACACGCGAGAGCAGAAAAUGGCUGAGUCGGCCUGCUCAACAGAUGGCGCGAUCCUCGGAGCCAGUCCUACUCGCCACCGCACACAGUGGACACUAGAGCCCCCUCUCAAGAAAAAUGCCAGUAUGGCCUACUAUUAGACAGGCAAAGCAGUACACAUGUUAACAGGAGUGUUAAAAGAUUCUUCUUCAAAAGAGAAGUUUUCAGAGCGAUCUGAGAGGACUGUGGUCAUAUUUCUCCGUUUGCUCGGCUGGAUUGUUUUGUCUUUGACGUUUUCUCUCUCUCCCCCUCUCAUUUUCUCCUUCACCCUGUCCCCCUCGCUCUUCAAAUGCAGCCCCAAUUAAUUUGUGUGGCAAAUUGGGCUUGGCGAUGGCUUGAAAGAAGGGCAUAAUUGUCCCCCGUGAGCCAAGGGGACUGAGAGCGAGAGAGGAGGAGAGGGGACGCAACAAACAAUCACUCUGUGUUUGUAAUGCAAAAAUACAAUAAGGAGUAUCAGUGGAUGAGAGGAGAGCGGCAAGCUUUUCACAUCACGAGGGAAACUUCAUGUGGAUAUCUGAACCAAGUAGCUAAGGUUUCCAUUAACCCGAUGGAUUGUUUUAUGACUCUGAUGCUAAUAUGUGCCGAAACAAACCCAGGGAUUGUAGUUUAAUGCUUUUCUGGAUGCUACGUCUAUCUGUCACGUCAACCAAGAUGGCAGUGGCUAAAAUGUAAAAUCCAUAGACUGUAUACACUAUGGACAACUUGGAUAGCCUUCCGCAAGUAUAUGGAUUUGAAGCCAAAAAGCUCUCGGUAAAUUUGCGUUUUUAUUCCACUUCCUGAAACCAACAUUGGGCAGUAGUGUUGUACGCACUCAAUCACUUGUACGGUAAAAUUGUAAGCAUUCAGCGGAAGAGUCGCCACGAGUCGCUGUGAUGACGCUUGGCUCAAACAGCGUAUCCCUUGGUUAAGCUAUGCAAUCUUCGUACGCCCGUAGGCUGUAUCAAGUGUCAAUCAUAUAAAACAUGAACCCCUAAUAACUUUUAAAAAUGGAGCUGUACAGAAAAAAGAGGACUUGAGCACAAACCAGUCUGACAGUAAGUACAUGUCAACAUUGCAAGCAUAGGGGAAAAAAAUGUAUAUUCUGUGUAAUAAAUUUCUAAAGUUUUUCCACAACUCCAUAAGCUUUGCUGGAGGAGGCGGGAUGUAUGACCUAUACUGCAGCCCGUCACCAGGGUGUGCUGUUCUUGGAGUGGCUUCACCCAAUGAAGAGGCAGACGGCGUCAAUUCUAUACACAGUCCAUGGUCAAAUCUUAAAAACUCCCAUCAAAAUACAGUUUCAGCAACAAGCUGAUUUGAUUACAUCUGUACAGAAUCUGUCAAACGCAUUUCCCACCCAGCACUAACCCAUGCUGUGUUGGACCAGGUCAAACUGCGGGUCUUAAUAGUGUUUUAAUUGAUUCCUCCUAUUGAUGGUGAUGGCGUGGUGAGUCCCAGCGAGCCAGCACGCUUUCUCUUUAACACGUCAGAUGAAUAUCGACAGGCUCCUCCAAGCCUGCCUAAACAUUAAGAUGUUAACACCCAAACCUCAUCUCUCUCUCUCUCUCUCUCUCUCCCUCUCUCUCUCUCGCUCGUGCCUCUUCUCACGCAAACACACAUUCGCUUACACACAACAUCCAGGAGCAUCAAAUGCAUGUGAAAUCCUUUCUGAGCCAGCAAUCAAAAGGUGAACCACAUGGGACAAAAAAAAGAGCAAAUCGCCUAUUGAUGCAGCUCGUCUUUUGAGCUACUGCAGUGGGAAAACAAGAUGAGGUAUUAUGACAGCAAAAUGACUCACACUGAAAGCAGCGGCGACGUGGAGUGCUCAUGUUUUUUAUGUUUUUAGAUAAUGAGAGAAGUUUCCUCUCUUUUCCGCAGAGUGUUUUGUGUGAAGACCUCGUUUUCCAUAUGCUCACUAUAAGACUCAUCGAAACAAGUUUAUGAUCAGAGGCUGUCUACAGCUCGAUGAGGGGUAAUUUGUUUAGCGGUGAAGCGGUGACAAUCCAACAGCAUCUGCCAGGGUUACAGUCAGAUCUUGUGUUUUGUGUGUGUGGAUGGCGGAUGAUCAUAACUGUGAUUUGUUUAGGCGUUUCUUCAUCUGUUAGCGGGAACAACAAAAUCAGGGAGCUGCAUGUUUAGAUACAACAUGAGAAUACUAAACAAACUGUUUAAACAUGAACAAAGUCCCAAUUCAUGCAUAUGUGUGCUAAUACUCAUGCACACACACGCACACCCAAAUAGCUAGACAGGAUCACCUUGUAGCAAGUCCGAAAGCUAAUGAUACUCUAUUCCCCAGAUGACACGAGGCUGUAAUAUGUGUGUUUUAUGCAUGCCCGGUCUAAUAUGAAUUAUUGUAAAAUAGUGUUGUAUUUGCAUAUGAGCUUCCGGGGCUGUACUGAAAUUAGCAUUUUUACAACAGCUCAAAUUAAAUCCCUCUGCUUAAUUUGCCUGCAUGCUAAUUCGAUUUAAACUGAGUCUAUUCUGUCCCCUCUUACCCACAUGGAGCUAACAUACAAGCCACACACACAAACUCAGUGUAGACUCUUUAGGAGUAUUAGAAGCAAAUAAACACACAAUGUUUUUUAUGUUUAUGCAUCAAUAUAAAAUCAUCUAAAAGCACAAAAAUUAUAUAAAUAAAAAAAACAAUGCUUUGAUUUAGUGCGUCCAACAUCUCGUUCAUCAUUCUGCUGGACACCGCUCAAGUGGAAACCUCAUUGUCGGCUCCACUUGUUCAUUACAAACAUCGCCUUACAUCUUUGAAAACAGCAUCUACAAGAGAAGGAGAGGGCGCAUCAUGUUCACACUUCAAAUAAAUGUUGUGAAAACACCUUCGCCGAGAGUGCCAGCACUUAAUUACCAUCUCGUUGUUUGGAUGAAGACCUCGUGACGAGACUGGGAAUCUGAGAUAAAACAAUGUUAUCAGCGCCAUGCAAGAUGCUUCUCGCUCGCAGGUUGAACUAAACGAGUAAGAAGUCAUUAUCAUCUUCUUUGGCUGAGGAUGCCUGUACCGGCUCCUUGUCAACAAUGUGCUUUGCAAUUAUGUUUAAAGGUUGUAUCAGGCCCCAUUAUUAACUACAUGAAUGCCGAUUCCUCUAGCAACUAAGCCCAAGUGUAUUAUUUAAGGCCAUUAGCCUCAUCUAUGGAUUGCAGUCAUUUUGCCUUGCGCUUAGACUUCAGAAUCGCACAAAAGCUGAGCAAUUUUCGCCACUCCUGACCCUCCCACUCUCAAGAAAAAGCAGACAAUCGCACAUAAUAUGGAGAUGUUGUACAGAGCCAAGAUGCAGGUAAUUAAAGGCUAGCCCCCAGGCACUAAUGCUAUAUCUAAGUGCACUUAUGUCUCCAAGACACAUUGACUUGAAAAUGGUGGUGCAAUUUAACAGUGCUGUACCAUUCAUGUCUCGGAGUGGGGAAUAUUGACAGAACAAAAGCACCGUAAUCAGAAUCGUAAAUUCAUUGGAGUGGCAAUCAACAGACUCCCAGAAAGCCUUUCUCCAAAUCCAAAUAUUUGAAAACCUCGGCAGGAAAUGACGGGGUCUUUCAUGCCGUGAAAUUGUAUGGAUUUCAGUCAGCCCGGCACCUCCUUAUCUGUCCUUGGAGCAUUUAAGGUGCCAGAAAAAACAAUAGAGGACCAUGUUAACGCAGUGCACCAGACUCACACACACACUCUCGCACAAAGGGUACCUUGUAGCAUGCCUUUGAAGCCUGGAUCAGCCGGUGAGCUGAGCACAAUGCCAGCUGUUUUGCAUCUGCUCGGCUUACACUUGGCAUAAUUCUGGCCUGGCUGGCAUAUGUACUAAAUCUGAUCACCCUUCGUACGCUUGUGCCAGUGAACUGUAUAACAAUGCAGGUGUUUCGUGACAUUGCCCCAGUGACAGUGCAAUUAAUAGAUUGAUGCUCUCACCGCAGUAAUGGGAUUACUGGACCAGUCAAGUCUGAAAUACAUCAGCCUUUGCCUGCAGAAGAUGUUUUACCGCAGUGUGAAGUUAGAACAAUGGAGAGCCACACGUGCAGAAAUCGAAGACGGGGAAGUCUGAAUGAAACAGACUGAAGGCUUGAAGAUGAUGGCAGAAAAAAAGAUGCCUUUAUGCAGAGAGAACAACAUUCAUAAUGACUCCUUUUGGAUAUCAAGCGGCGCCUUGUUGAUGAAACAUAAAGGUGGAAAAGCUCUGUAAGCGGUGUCUAGUUUCACAAUGUAUGUAUCAAAGAAGAAAUGAUCAUUUAGCGCAUAUUUGGCUAAGGUAAGGGUUUACCAGCAACCACCUACACGAGUAAUUGUUGGUUUCAGUCUGCGCUCAGUUUGCCAUCAACAGACAAGCCACUUGAAACCAAAGGGGGGGACCACAGUUACACUCACAAUUUGCAAAGCCUCCAUGUUGCCAGCAGUCAUCAAUCAUUCUCUUUAAAAUACUGCAAAAAGAGCCAACUCUGUAAUAUUUUAAAGAGAGACAAAUCCUCACCUCCGGGAUAUGUUUGGGGCUGUAUGAUGCCUUUUUGUUGAUUUCUAUACAGCAGACUAGUUUGAUCAUAAAAGCAGAGAAAUUGUGUAAAAUAUCCACCUCAGAAUCCACGUAUCCCCGCGUUUGUGUGUGGAUGUGUGGUCGUGCAUGUAAGCCAAUGCAGAUAACACCUGGCCCCGGGCUGGAGCUUUGGUCUCACUCCAGGGGUCCUGAGAUUGCGACACAUUGCACUGAUCUCGGCGCAGCACAUUUGUGUGCCUGUGGGGUAUGUUGGGAUUCUGCGGUGGGGUUAAUGGUCUAAACCAUUCAUCUCCGCGGAGUGCCUCAGGGCAGUCUCUCAGUCCCAGGCAGAGAGCUUGCAACCCCACCUUCUUACCUACAGCACUCUCCAACGCUUGACGUCGAUUGGGAAUCUUUACGCCCUAAGCUCCUCUUGUCAAAGUUGAUUUACAUUCAGCCGAGUGAUGGAGUGAGCACUCAAAGUCCGUCUUUGGAGAGCCUAAUACACUCGCUUACACACACUAGAUCUGUCACUGUUUUCAGUUCCCCUCCCCCCGCCCUCUCACUUUGUUUGUUUGCUCACUCGCUCAUUAACUCGCAGUCUUGUGCACUUCUCUGCUCACACUCGACUUUAACUUCUCAGUACCACCAAGUGAGUCAUGCUGUUUGAGGAGCUGAGAUUUAUAGUGACACACGGCUUUAGUGUCUUUUAUUAGUUAUGGCAAAAGAGAGAGUGAAAGCUUCCAUAGAAAAGGCGAGAACGCUCUCACGCCACAGCCAGACCCAAAGGCUUUUCCUGGUUGAAACAAAGCCAAGUUCUCGUCUCUAAUGGUGCAUCGAUCUAAGUGGAAUAUGCAUCCCCACAGACACACUCAAGUCCGUGGACAUUUAUGGGGUGUUUAUACAGCAUUCAUCAUAACACCCAUGAACAGUCUGUUUCCCUUUAGCUUUAAUACUCCCUUGGUGCCGUUUCAUGUCAUUCAUCAUUCUCUCAUCAUCUAAUUAAUUACCACAAUCCCCUCCAUCAUUGGAGCCAUGAUGAAGGAUACCUCCAGUUAAGUGUAGAUAAUUCAUGUACAACAGGAUGUUAAGGGGUGGCAAAAGAAUCCAGAGAGGUCAUUUCCCUCCGAACACGAGACCUUAUCUGGUUUCCGACCCUCCCUUUCCAAGAUUUAGGGGCUCAAACACGCAGUCUUACAUAUUUCAUCACAAACUUUUCACUCUCUCAAGUUCAGUCUCGCUCUAUCCCAACACAAUCACGCCUUAAGCCACUCAUCUCCCCACUUUUAUCUCUCCCUCAGACUGAUAGUUAGCACAAGAGAGCGCAUAUGGAGGGAAUGUGGGGGGAGGAAAGGAGAGGAGGGAAGUGGAGCAGACUUGAUGAUGUCAGGAUUUAUGCCUACAUGGAUUUCUUUAAGUACACCUUCCAAAUAAGAUUUUCCCACCCUCCUCCUCCCUCUUCUUACCCCCUGCACCCCUCGCAGAAGGGGAAAAAAUAACACAUGAUCAGAGAGUCUGGAAGAGACUCCCGUUCCCUUAACCAAAUCUCUUCCCUGCCGCUGCCUGGGUAAGACAGAAAUUUCACACCGCAUGAUCUGUUGCCUCUCAUUACAUGGCCUGAUUCAGUUGGCUGUGUCUUUCCCCCAUUUGCAAUCAUUCAGGAAGAGAUGCUCACAGAGGGGAUAAGCCACAGUUUUGUCAUUGAGUCCCACAGGGGAAGCUUUGUUUGAGUCUUUGGCCAUAUUAGUAGGAGGAUGGUGAGACGACAUUAGCCAGUUAGCAGGUACCCAACUGCACCUAAAAAAAAAUCAGGUUGAAGCAUCCAGCUACAUUGCUUUGAUUCUACAACUGAGAGUGGCUUAUUUUUUUGCCUGGCGUAUCAAUUCAAUCACAAACUCAAAAUUAGAUCAACUAAAAAAGACUCAAAUCGACAUAUGAAAGUCUUGUUUUGCAUACAUAUAUUAUUAUUAUACAUAUAUUUGAAUUUCCGGGGGGCGGAGCUUGGAUUUGCUACAUAUGAAAUCUCACUGCAUCUGAGUCUGCUAUUUGGGUCUGCCAGAGAUUCACGGCGAUUAUAAUGCAGAAAUACUCAUAAAUGCAAUUUUGCACUGAUUUUUCUCAUGAUAUGUCCUGUAGCAUCAGAAAAAUUCCAUAUAAACAUGUAAAAAAACAAGAAAAAAAACAUUAUUUUCAUCAGGGUGGGACUUUAAAGCUCCUGAAACAAACAUGCUAACAUAGUUCAGAGUUGUUCUCCAGAGUCCAUUUAUAUGUUAAACUGCUAAUUUUACAGUAUGUUCACAUAAUCAGGCCUGAGCUGUAUAAAUGUAUAAAAAACAGUGUUAUUUCUUUAUCUUAAAAUUGGACGCCCAGUGAGCUUAAAAGAUGGAGAGUAUGGUAUAUCGGUAAUAACACGCUUUUAUUUUCCAUUACUGCCGAAGAGCACCUCUGAUCAGAUGGUCGGGGAAAUCUGCUAAAAAUAACCAUAUGCUUUGAUCUCUGCCUCGGUCAUUUGACGUAUGUUUUGUACAGAAUAUAAAUGACAGAGAGGACGGUCAUGAGACACAGCAGGACUGAAAUAAAAAGAAAACAAUCAGGGUGAGACGUAGGGGCUGGAUUUAACACUGAGGAGUUUGUAAUCUCAUAAAACAAGUAAUCUCAAAGUAGUGAGUGACACGGUGAGAUUAGGAGAGGGUAGAUAGGAAGUGAAACACUGGAGAGAAAGUGCUAAGAUAGAGAUUAACUAAAAGAAUGGAUGGCAUGACUUUCUAAGGCUUUGGGACCUGAUGAGGUGAUAAAAAGGAAGUUAAGUCACUGGGGUUUCUUUUAUGUGUCUUUAAUGCUUAGUCACGUCUCUUUUUUUCCCUACAAAAGCUGCAAGUUAAUUUCCCCAAAAGUAAUCCAGGAGUCUGCAACUUUAAUCCUAAAGAUAUAAUUAGGUGCUUUGUAUCUUAUGUAAUUACCUUGACUACUUUUUUUUCUUUUAAACAGCUGAAAUUUGGUAAUGAAGGGAAGCAGAUUAAAGACAUUGCAUUUGGGAUUUGAUGGAUUUGAUGUUAUAUCCUGAUCUUAUUUCAAUUCUGUAGUCACAUAAUGAAACAAGUCAAGAGAAAGUUCAAGUAAUUUAUUUAACAUUUGCGAGUACAGGUCUUUGAUUUGUAUUAUUUACAUCAUAGAAGAUAGAAACUAAAGCCCUGUGGGAGAAAAAUGAAAGAAUAAUGCGAGUCUAUAAAAGAAAAAGUCAGCUGAAAAAAUACAAUCUUAUGUUAAAAUCAUAGCUAAUCCAUCGCAACAGACGGUGAAGCAAUAAGCAGUGAAAAUAACCCAAGUCCAGGCAACUUAGUAGUAAUCAAUUGGUUGCAUAGAGACUAAAACGAUUCAGGGAUGGAGACGGGAGUCACAAUAACAGCAAACAAAAAGCAAAACAGAGGCAGAGAGGCUGCUCUUAUCUGGAGAUGACUGCUAUCUGGUGGAAGACAGCCACUUUUGUUUUGCUAUGCCUCAUUGUGUGGCGUCUUUGAAAUCCACGAGGGCCUGUUACACAGCAUUCAUUUUGUUUCAUCACUCACACAAAGGCUUGACUGGCAUUAUUUGAGAUAGUUUGUUUCAGGUACAAUGAGAGUAAUUAUUUAGGCUGCAUCGAGGACAGAGAGAGCACAGACUGAAAGUAAGCAAUAUUAUUGGCAAUGGUGGAAUAUUUCGGCAAAUUGUUAAUAAAAGCCUCUCAGAUGGGAGCCCCAUUUUUAUCAGGCAUCGCCGCUGCAUCACGCACUGGCUUUUCGAGCUCACAGAAUACAAAAUCUGAGCAACAUCAGGCUGUCGUGGACAUAUAGCUCUUUAAAGGCUGCUUUCGAUAGCAGCUUUACGAGCAAAAACAAAGCCGAAAUAGCUGCUCUGAAGACAGCUGUGGUUUAAAAUGUGGUUUCAGCACUUAAUAUUAUAUAAUAUCCAUUCAAAUGAAGGCUAUUUACCUUUCUCCACAACUCUGCCUUGGUAUUUUUCAUCUUUUGAAGUCUCGUUUCCCACCUUCAUCCCACUUUGAACUUCAAGUAACUUUGAGAACACAAAAAAUGGGUCAAUGGAUAAGUGAAAAUCAAAGCAAAAGUGGACACACACAACUUCUAAGCCACCUACUGCACUCCUGUGUCCUCGGAAAGUCUUAAAAACAGCAGGGGAAGGUGAAGCUCUACAGCUCAGGAGAGUUUCAGCUUUUUUUUCAUUCGACUUUAAUGUAUUCAGGUACAGUCGAGUCAGUACAUCACUAUAGGACGAUGUUGAAAGCCUUUGGUUAUGCAUGCAGGUUCCUGCAGUCCUGCUCUUGUUCCCUCUUCUGAUUCACACACUUCUCAAACUGUGCGCCUGGUCACUGCUCUACAUCUGUACGAAGUCUGGAAAUAUUGAUUGGGUGAUAAUUAAAUUGUCCAUCCCUGCUUGAUAUGGAUUAAUAAUUGCCCACUAAUGCCCUCCUGACAUUUUGCAGUAUUGACUCGAUACUGUUUGCAGCGGCGCGCCGAUAAUUAUGACGCUUGGCAUUCUUCAUUUUGUCCCUAAUGAGACCAAUCAGAGUUGGCUCGACUUUUGCCUAAGAAUUAGAAAGGAGUGAAAAGGAGUGAGAAGGCGGGAUGGAUUUUCUCUUAGGGGCCAUUAUUCAAAGCUUCGGGCAUAUCUCAAAGAUAUCCUUGUCUUACAGGAGAGUCAUUUUUCUAUAUUUAAACAUUUUGGAUGUACAGUUGGUAGAAUGAAGAUAAGCUGUUAUACUGUGUUAGACCGGAUUAUGUAAAAAGGACAUCUUGGGACAAACAACAGCACCGUGACUAUAAAUACAGAGAUGAGAAGGUGGUAUGGGCAUGUUGCCACAUCACUGCUUUGACUUCCUCACUGCCAUCUGUGAGUGUUCCUCCUCUGGCAUUCUCACAAAGGCCUUUUGUGCCUUUUUCCCCCCUUUGUCCCUGUUUGCUAGGUUUAAUUAGGUUAUUUACUUGAGCCUCACCUCCUAGUGUUUCAUUACAGUGGGCAUCGCAGAUAGGGCUUCACACAGGGCAGGGGCAGAUAAAAAGUUAGGACAAAAGAUGAUAAAUGUCGCGAGCAGGAACCGGAAUGCAAUCUGGCUGCCGCGAUGCAGAGAUGCUCUAAUGGCUUCCCAGCCAGGAAGGGAAGGUGGAUGGGGGGGGGGAUCAGCAGAGAUGGCAACAUGAUAAAUGGUCCCGAGAUCGGCUGUAAGGACUGUAGGAAAGACAAAGAAAAAGGAAAGAGUCAUGGAUGGAGGGGGAAACGAAAAUGACCAUGAAAGAGAAUCUAAUUAAUCUGGACUCCGUUCCCCAUUGUGACAAAUUCAGCGCAAAAGAAGAAAAAAAAUGUUUGUUUCGGGAUCACCCCACAGCCCCGCAAAGACAAGACCACUUUCCACAUACAGUAGGCUGGGACAUAUGGGUUCUGACAAUGGCUCUGCACCUGUGGAAUGAUGGAUGACAGGGGAUUCACCCUACACACAGCCGAGUGGAGAUACAUGCUCCAAACAUGCGCCAAGGAGAAACCAGCUUCAGACAUAAUUCAGCUGAUAUAAACCGGUAUGUUAGAGUUCUUGAUAUCAAACUUCACAGUGACUUUGUCUUCAUGUAGAGACACAACCGAGGGAUUGUUCCCAGGGACGGAUCUGCUGAUAAACAUUAUCCAGCUGGUAUGUCAAGAGCAAAGCCAGCACAAGGAGGCGUGAGUCCUCCAUAGAGGUUGAUAUGUACUUGCUAGGCCAGCUGAUGGGUCUGCAAACUCCAGGCUAACCAAAACUCAGACAGAUGAAUGGCUAACCAUGCGAAUACGCGAAUUUCACACGCAAUAUCCCAAUCUCUUUUAAAUAAAGGAGGGAGCGCUCAUAAUUUACCACAAAGUUUAUAACUUAGCCUUAAAUUCAGCCAGAAUAUAAUGCACUCCACAUUUUUAUUUGGUGGAUUUUAAUUCUGUCCUUUUACUGAAAGCUGUCAUAAAAAAAUGUGUAAAAAAAAAUGCCUCAUUCACUCAUAAAAUCAGUACUUUCACUCUUUAUGUGGACUGCAUUUACCUGAAUAUUCAUGAAGCUCACAACCACCUGCAGUGAAUGUGCAAGCUUGCUCUUUAACCUUUAAUCUAUGUGAGAAAAAGGGAUGAAGACAUUACUUACGGAGGACUGUAUUACCUUGUGGCGAUUUGUGACAAUGUCAUUGGCAUUUUUACUCUCUUCUUCGCAGUUUUACGACUCUACAUUAAAAGCUAACAGCCCCGGCACUUACUCACAGUUGUUGCUUUUAGAAUAAUUUAGAUAACUGUUAAAACACUGGUGUAGAUAGACAGGUCUUUGUCUUUAGACUGGACAUGUUCUGCUGAUUUAUGGCUCGAACUGUUCUCCCCCCUUCACAUAUACACAAGCGUCUUAUCAAGACCCACAACUCUAUACAUUGUCUGUACAGUAUGUCUAUUCACAUGCUUAUGUACAUAAAUUCAAUGCACAUAAAAACCCACCCACACACACACACACACUCUCUCUCAUUCACUUACUCAAUGGACUAGAGCCCAUUACUGCUGGCAAACAUUUGCACACGAGACCAGCGCCUUUGUGUACCCUCUUGCUCUGUAAACUGAGGCUCCAUUUGGCAGAGGGUGAAAAAAAAGGAGGAAGAAGAGAAGGGCAGCUUACGCCAUCAGACCAAAGGCCUCAUCUCCGGUCCCCGGCGGUCUCGCACCCUAAGGAGUCUCCUCAUCUUUAGAAAUCUAUCCUUCAGAGGAAAACGACCGUAUUCGAUUAGAUCUCCUGCUGAAACACAGUCGGAAAAAUGUCCCAAAAAUGAACUCUGGGAGGAAUUUUCCUAAACAAACCAGAUUUGCAUGAAGCCAUCAGCUGUUCUAAGUUGACUGGUUCGCUUGCUAUCAUCUUGAAUGUGAUGCAAAUGUUUCCAGGGUAAAAAAUAAACUUUAGUUCUUUUAAGCCAGUGUUGGAAAUUAAAGCCUGUCUCAUUGAAAACUUUUGGAACCAUGGCGACGCAAUUGUACAGCUUUUUUUUCUUUUUCUCCCAGGUUGAUCAUUUUAAAUAGAAAUGAAAACACCUUUAAAAAGUAGCUCAAAAGAGAGAGUCUCGUAACACCUACACUCUGUAAACAGACAGAAACAUGCACACACAAAGUCGUCCUCUUCACACUUCUAAUCAUCUCUGGAUGAAUCAUCCCCACAUCCACGCACAUAAAGACAGAGCCUUUCAAAAGUGAUCUGAAGCCCUUAAUUUCACUGGAUUAUUUUAAUUAUGUCCCCUGAGGCUUGUGUUUUGUUUUUUUUUUCCUUUUUUUCCCACUUAUUUUGCUCCUGAGGUGACAUUGCACUGUUUGCAUCUGAGUGAAAACCCCCAUUCGCCAGUCUGACCCUGAUACCACUCGCUCUCAUUUGUUUACCAUCUGUAGUUCUUCAAAGACACACUCACACACACACACAAACUGUUUUCUUCAGAGGUUCACAAUUAAGAUGUAAAGACCUGAACUUAUUUACAGCACUUUAUUUAGUUUGAGACAUAUCCAUAAUGUGUAGCAAGCAAAGAAAGCACUCUAAGUCACAGCUAGUGUUAUAUCUUUCAGACCCGUAUGCCACUUUUUUAAGGACCUGUGUAAUGGUGCUUGCAGCAUGUCUUGUUUAUUCAAAAGAAAGUGAAUUUUGGUGCAAAAAAAUCACAGAUUCAGCCUCUGAAGGAUCUGCAGCCUCUCAGUUUCUAAACUCAUCAUCAAUGCAGGAACACUGUGCUGCACCUGAGGGGAGUCUGAGGGAGCAGGAUUAAGAGGUCAAAAAACACAAAAACAAACACUGCGAAUGCAACCUGGACCAUGGUCCAACCUGGACCUCGACCAAGCCUUUUUUUUUUUUUUUUUAAUAAACUGUCAAAAGUUUCACAAAAUGGUACCACUUGAUGAUCACAUGUCUGCUGUUGUGUCAUCAGAUCUAUAAUAUCAAAGAAGACCAGGUUAAGUCCUGACUGUCUGCAUAGGAGGAACCAGGUUGCUCAAGGAGUGAAACUUUUGUGCACAUGCCUCUGCUAAUCACUCCAAGCAGCACAUCACUAGCAUCACUGGCUGACUUCAGUAGCCUUGAAGAAGCCAUGUUUUCCCAGUAGGGAGGCUACUGGAACAACACAGAGGCUGUGUCACUUCCAGAUUUCUGGGGUUACUUGGCUAAAAGAUAACUUAAGUAAAUAAGGAAAACCGUGAUUUCUACUAUAUGGGACUUUUAAGUGGAACAAUGAUUUACUUUAUUAAAAAAAAAUGUAUUUAGAAAAAUGAAGUUUGUACUAACAUGAAAGUCGGCAGCUAAAAGGUGCAGCAUCAAAACUGCAAUUAGGUCCUAAAAGCUAAUAACCUGACAUUUCACAUUAUGUAUUAAUGCUGCUGUAUCCUGACAGAUAGCACUCUUUGUCUACUUCAAAGAGGAAAAGGUGAUUUUUUUCCCCCAAAGACGUUUCAAUUACUCCCAUUUUUCUUCCUCUAUUUUAUAUGCAAUGCUCUUCCCUUCACUGCUGCGUAAAAUUAGUGGCCUGUGAAAGGUCACUUUGCUCCUUGAGUGACUGUUUGUGGUACCUCCCCUGCAUAUUUUUGCCCCAGAGAUAGGACUCAGGUUUGAGGAUGGCCAGGACUACAGCUGAUGGCAUGGAAUAAGAUUUUUUUUUUUUUCACAUUGUCAUUUACAUUUAUCCCAAACAGAUAGUAAAAUCUUUCUUAACUUCAUUCAGUAGCUGGAAAAACUAACACGGGAAAAUUUAAGCCCCAUUUUCAUUGCGGUUGAGGUGGAACCGGCUUUCUGCUGAACUCUGGGACAUUCGCAGGAUAUGUGAGCUGCUGAAAGGAAGCCAGUUGUCAUCUCCAAGCAUUGCUGGAGCAUGAGCUAGUUUGUCUUCAAGCGCCUGAGAAAACACAGCGCCGGGAAUGUGUCACCUUUUACGGCCUGACAACUGGCAUCUACUGGAAAUGGCUUGGCACUACUUUUCCAUAAAAUUAGAGCCUGUUUAAAACACACAAUGCUGAAUCCCUGGUAUGAUUUGCAACAUAAUUCAUCUCAGCUUUGUAUGGUGGCAAAUAUGAGGCAAGCUUUUCCGCUACUCAGAUGAGGGCGUAGAUAAUUAUAUGAAGUUUAUCCUUUGUAGGAAAGAGGACAGACCCUAGCGUGGUAUAAUUCGGUCCUCCAUGCUUACAUGUAAAAAUGUUGCUUAUUUGAUGUUUCAUCCCACUUCCCCAUCUAUAUAUCUUUUGAUUUAUGCUACAUAUAGCGGAAAGCAGCAGCUUUGCAGAUUUUCAUCUCUGCAUGCCGUCACGCUGAUAUUCUCUUAUCAAUCUCACAUAAAAUGUACAUCACACAUGUGGCAGAAGCAUGAGAAUCAUACCAAAUCAUGUUCCCUUAUUAUCUCCACAUGUCAUUACAUUGGCGGUAAGCUGACAUGGCCAAAGACUGUUUAUCACUUUUGCCAUUUUUAACAUCUUUUCAAGCCCAUGCAGCCCCCAGCCUGAUAACUAUUGGUCCAUUUUGCUGCAGCUCUGCCAUUUAAUGAAUCGUUCCAUUGCCUGGUGGAUAACAGAAUGAACGAAUGGCUUUCUGUGUUAGCGGCUGCCACUGCCUAUCCUAUCAGAUAAUUAACUUUUUUGCAAAUAGACUGCACUGACUACCAAACAGAGUAAGCCUGCACAAUUAGAAUUACUUAUCUAUGUUCUCUUUCUCUCUCUUUUUUUUUUUUCCCCCAGACGUCGGAGGGAAAAAAAAACAAACAAGACAAACAAAUCCAAAUUUCAUACUUCUUGCUUGACUGUUUUCUCCUCAAAUGGUCACACAUGAGUUGGCUCGAUUCGAGAUUUGUGUAUUCACACAUUAAUGAACAAGUAAUGAAUGAGAGGGAGAUGAAAAUGGAGUCUUAUUGAAAUUAAAGCCUCUAUUAUUUGGCACCGACGUUUGACAACCACGGCCCAGAUGUUUAGAAUUUCCAUCAGGAGGGUCUGGUGUUUUCCCCGUCGUUCCCUCCUCCUCUUGUAUGUUUUUUUUCUCUCUUCCUCUCUAGCGGAUGGUCUCGCGUUGACGGUGUCGCAAUUCAAUAUUUAUAUGUUUCCUUCUGUUUGGUUUCCACCGCAAAGGGAGGUGGGCUUUUCAUGUGUCUGAUUUGCCACAGCAGUGAUUCGGUUCCAGCUUUUAAAGCGUCGGGGGCCGUUUGAACAAAGCCAUCUGUUUGAGUGGGCCGUUUUAUUAAGUGACAAACUGGAUCCCUCUACCUCGCUAAUGUGUCCCGUGGGAGAUUGCUGUGGCUUGUGUGUGAGACAAACACAGGAGAGAGCUAAAGCCAGGGUACAAGAUUCCUUCUGCAAACAUCGUAACGCACCAUAAGAAUACUUCAUCACUGAUGUAUCUGUCACUCCCGAAAGGUUUUAGCCUCUCUGAAUCCACAAUGGUAAUUGAAUAAGAGGGCCUUUCAGCUCCUAUCUUAUCCCAAUGAAACACAGACUAAGAAGCUCAGAGCUCCCCGUUCCAUAAAUAACCCUUUAUAUUUAUUUAAUGAAAUCUUCCAGAAUUUUCUAUUGUCCAACGCUCGCUCACAGCCCAAUUUAUUAAUGUCCCGUUGCCGUGUUCGCUCCUAUUCUGCAGGAAUAUUCAAACACCUUUAGGAGCAUGUGAGCUCCUGGUGCACAUGCUCUUGAUUUGUCUUGCCGGAGAAUCUGUCAUUGCAUUGAAUGUGGGACAACAGCAUCAGGCAUUCCUUUUGAAGCUUUUGUCGGUGCAAAUAGAAAAAAAAAAGAAAAAAAAAAGUGCCCCCUAACUCUUGCAGAACCACAGCCAGAAGCAAAGCAGUGCCACUGAGCAUGAGUAAUACACAGCAAAGAGGGUCCCGUUGGAAUAUGAUUUUUGCAACCUGAGUCACUGGGCUGAAUAUUUGGCAAAGACAAUACGCUGGUGAGUUGUGUGUUAAAGUGCACGUUUGAGUUUCCUGCCUUUGAAGCCGUCUUAGUGAUGAUAUGCAACUCCAAGGAGAAUAAGGGACCCUGACCUGAUCCCAGAGUGGACCUGCAGCCCUGGUAUCCUCAUGCAGCCUCAAUGUUGAUGUACCAUUAAACUGCAUUCUUGUAUAUUCCAUUGAAUUAGUUUUACAUAAUCACUGUGGAUUUUUGCUUAGCGAGCACAUUUGAGCGGCGCAGAAGGGGGCGGGGGCAGUGUAGGAGAAGGCUUGUAUUAUGAACUUCAUUAUGUGUGACAAGCAGCGCAAUAUUGAUGGAAGAGCGAGUCCCCAUCAUUGCACCGCGUUAAAACCUCUGCAGUGAAUUAAUGUACUAUUCCUGAUCCAGUAAUUAACAAUCAUUCGGAGGCCAUAUCCCUUUUCAAGUAAUCGCUAAUUGCAAUAAGAAUUUCAGUUUCCAUUUAAGGCCAGAUUACCGAUGAGCAUGCAAUGCAAAUCAGGCAACAGUUCUAAUUAAGCUCCGAUUCCUUUCUCUUCCUCGCUGCCUGGGCCCUUUGUGAGCGCGUACAAUGUGGAGUUUGUUUUCUCGGCAUUACAAAAGACAAAUUUUUUAUCAUAAUGCUGCAGAUAGAGGGCUGUGUACUGUGUAGUGCCCCAAAGAAAACGGUUUAGGCUUGUGUUUGUUCCAUUGAUUAGUAUGUGUUGUUUAUCUUCCCUCUUUCUUUUUCCACAUUUUUUUUCUUUGGCAUUGUUUAUCUCUGGGUUUGUGUCUGCACUGCUACGUUCUGCUUCCUUCUUUACAUGGGGGGGCAGAUGUUUUCUGAACACUGUAUAGACAGUUAAUUAAUCCACAGAGAGGGUGUUGCUUUAUAGAGCACACGCAUGAAUGCACUCACAAUGACCAACCCAUUCCUGUGCAUCUCUCUUUAUCUAAAGACUAUUCUACUCGGACCGUCAGAGUACUUAAAGGUUACAUCGAGUCAAAUGUCAUCAGCAUAUAUACUUAAUGCUUCACUUUCACCCUCUUCAAACACUUGCUGCAGUUGUGACAAUUUAUCAAUAUCUCAGGACUGAAAAGCUGCAGCUUAAGGAUGUCGAAUGAGGUUAAUGGCAUCUUUAAGCACUCCUUUCUUCCACCCGUAUGUCCAAAACGGAGUAGGGUAUUUCCAGACUGCCACCCAAAGUGUUAGGAUUAAUUAUCGCCCUCCACAACCCCGCCUCACCCUGCAAGUUAAAGAUUCAGAGAGGAAAUGACCCCUUUCAUGCAAAUGAAAUUGAAUAUGUCAGUCAGUAUAAUUGUGAAAACCGAGCCGUCUUGGACUGGUGUCUGUGCCGAAUAGAGGUUCUAACUGAGAGAGGGGUUUAUUAAUGUUCGUCUCUCCACUCUUUGAUUCAUGCUUUUUAAUGGGCUGGCGGAUCAAACUUUACUCUAUGGCAGAACCCGGAGAUUUGAAAUGUUUUGGCCGUGAUGAAUGGAAAUCGGACUGACUUCUUAAAUGCAGUGUUUGGCCAAGUUGAGUCAGUAUCAAACAAACUUGUAAUGCAUGCAGAUCUACAAAAAAAAAAAAAAAAAAAAGCUCUAUACCUUUUCGGUUGAACUGGACAGUAGGCUGCAGAUUAAACUUUCAGUGUUGCGACGGGUAUCAACCAUACAUCACAAUACGUAUCUUAUUGUAAAAAUCCUUUUCAUGUCCCAGCCCUGUUCAUUUGAGCUCUAUCACCCCUCAGCCUUCCUUUUGUUCAACAUCAUCAACAUCAUUGACACUAUUUGCAUUCAUCCUCUGCUCUAACCACAGGUGCAUUAGCAGGCAGAGCGAAUAAUACAUUUGUUUAAGCAGGUGUAGUUUCCAUUGUUGUUGGUUAUGUCUUCAAUAUCCCUCUUGGAUAUCAGAGAUCCCAAAUAUGGUUCACAAACACAACUACCCGACUUGAUAAAUGGCCCAUUGGUCUCUCUGGGUGAUAUCAUACACUGGUACAGCCAACUAAACUUCCUCUGCAAGUUGAUUAUUCUAUUAAGCUGCUGAAUGUUGCUAGAGUCUGAUUUUCUAAGGCCGACAUCUCGGCGAGAUUUACAAGAAAAUCAUCAAGUCCAGGCUUAAGUGCUCCAUGGCUCUCCCAGUGGGUUGGUUUUAGUAGAAUAUGGAUCAAACAAAACAACUAAUAAACGGCUCAGAACAAUAAGGGGGGCUGUAUAAAGUAGCACGAAACGUUUUAUGUCCCAGGACUGUACCACCCACAUUGUUGAAGGCUUUCAUUUUGCUUUUAUGUUUAUCCGUAAAAAAAAAAAAAGUAUCUAUAAAUAUAGAUUUCCAGUCGUGAAACAGUCUGCCCCCUCAGCCCUGUGGACAUGGGUGUUCUGAGAAUAGUUGAGGCUUUUCCAGUCAGCCACCGUCAUUAGAAGCAUCUUCCUUUCCAGGGGUGGUGGCAAAUGUGAACAAGGUUACAUAAUGACCUCGAGGGAGACCGGGCACAGGCCCAUGUCUCGAACCUUUCAGCUCGUGGCAGGCUUUACACUUCUCAUUUGUUUGCAGGCGACAGCUUAGCGCUGGAUUAACAGGUGCCUAGCCAAGGUAUUAAUUCAUGUAGAUCAGGGUUAACUCUUUAAGGAGUCUGCAGCGUGUAACAGAGGUUACAGGGGAAUUCACUGAACAGGAUUUCUUUAAACUGAGAUUAUUUCAAUGCUUGAAGGCAAAACAGAGUCCACACAUUAUGUAGAUGACAUUUGGUAUUUAAAUUUUUCUAAUAACACUCAGCAGGUGAGGAAGUGGCAGAUACAGCGCACCGCUUUCUGAUAGCUUUUCUGUUUUUUCAAGCGUGAGUGAAAACUCAGGGCUGUCUUUAAAAAAAGGCUUUCUCUCCAGUGCAUGAGUUUGAACAACAUUUGUUCACAGUGUCUUUUUGGAUGCUGUCAAGUUGCUCGUCAUGGCGUUGUUCAGAGAAAACUGAGAUUUCAAUCAGCCUCUGUCUACCUGAAGGCAUAAGAGGACUCUACCAAAAUGGAUGUUUGUCAGCGGCGGACCUAAAAUGGGGGUAUGAUGGUGAUAUCAGCGGCCAUGUCUGUGAAAACACCAUUACCUCCAUGUCACGCCUCAAUCACUCCCCAUUGUGCGAUGACUUUCCCCCGGCCCUCCUUCCCCCUCACCUCCAGCGCUGAUCUCCCCGUACAUGUCCUCGCAGUCUAUCACAACCAGCGGGGAGACGCACCGAGCCGUAAUGGAUGGCCCCGGAGCAAAAAGCAGCCCCAAUAGCAUAUCAAUUACCCAUCAGCACCCUUUUGGCUGGAUGCCAGUAAGUGCCACGCCCCGGCCGAGCCAGUUGGAUAAGGUGCAAAUGCAGAUGUAAUGGUUCCUUCUGCAGCGUACAUAUUAAACAGUGUCAGCUCUGUUACCCACCUGUCGGAUCUGUCAGCUGGUGAAUAAGAGCGCGGUUCUGAGGGUUUGUUAAUCUGUGUGUGCAUUCGAGAACGUGUGCGUGACGCGAGGCAAUCGGGUGAUUUCCCAGACUCAUUUGCCCAGUGGAAGCCCAGCUGCUUGCCUGUUUAUCUGUUGCCUCUUUUUGAUUGCUGACCACACAUCUUAUGUCACCUCUCCAUGAAUCCUGCAGGUUAAUUCUCUCCUCAUUCAACGUGCCGCAGCAGACGCCGCUGGGCACGAGAAAUCAUUCCGCACGCAGGCACGCGAACAAGCCCGAUCACACAUUCUCUCUCACACAAACACACACACACUCUCGCACACACAAGGUAAUUCAGAUGGCUGGCAUUACCGCAGCUGUGUGGCCCCUAAUGGCCCGCUGAAGUGAUUGAUAAAAGGCAAACAGUUGCUCCACAGGGGGACAGAUGGAGCUACACCUCCCACUGAAGCUGGCACUUGUGCAUCAGAGGAAAACACCGAGGGGGUCUGGCUUAGCACUAUGACAUUAUUGCUAUUGAAAUUAGCCUUGAUCAUCAUGAUAGAGCUGGAAUGGAAAUCUAACAAUCAAAAUCUCAUCAGGGAGAGACAGGGUCCUUUGAUUAUUUUUCACCUGCAUGUGUUUAGUUUCUCCUGGUUGUAAUAGAAACGUGAGCGGGAACUGAUUGUCCUGGAGGAAGAAAAAACAGGUGUAACAUCACUUGGUUUUCAAACCUGAGAGUAAAUGAAAAAAUUGUUCCAACAAGCCUGAUUAUAUUUGGGAAUCAAAACACAACCUCGCUCACAUGCUGCUGCAGUUUGCCUCACUUUCGUCAUCAGUGCCUGAGGAAACGCUAUUGUCCAGUGUUGUGAAUCCACCACGAUAGCUGGGAACGUCCAUGCCAUGUCCACACAAAGCAAUCACUGUUCCAGCCUGCUAUUCUCUCACCUCGACUCCCCUGCAUUUUUAGCAUUUUUCUCCUCACUGUCUUUACACUUGACUUGUCCCGCUGAAUUGAGGGACCAAUUAGUGGCCACGGAAUGCCCACGUCGCCAAUCAGAGCAUUGCGAGGACCUUAUCAGGUGCGUGUCUCAUUUGCGUCAGGCACAAGCACCGUUCCGAUUGGUUGGUUUUGUGGGGGGAGAUUAGGGUAGUCUGCUGGUGGAGCGAUAGAAAAGCUUCUGUUUUUCUGCAACAGUUGGAAAAGGUUGGCCUUUGUUCAUAGAAACACAAAACGUGGGGAUUUUUGUGCUUUGGAGCGGCAUGUUGACAAAUUGAGAGGAUGACGUCUGUAUGAACCUCGACAUUUAGAGCCAUCAGUCUGAUUAGCAUGUAGACAUCAGCUCAAACUCUAAGCAAUUUAGCAAUAGUUUGAUUUCUGUUUGAUACAAAGUGCAUGUUACUCUUCACUUGCUACCAGAGGGAAAUGAGCAAUAGUGUUAUUAUCCAUCAGGUGCUAGAAGGAGGCCAUUAGAUGCUUUGAUGGCUUCACUACAGUUACUACAGUUUUAAUUUUGGACCUCAGUCACAUAAGGUUUAAUGCUGACCGCCCAGAUGUCAAGAAACUUUGAACAAACCACUCCAAAGACCCCUGUCAGAUGAUCUGUUUCCAUCCACAAUAAAAUCAUUUUACUGUCUUGACCUCCAAAGACAAUCCUCUUCACAGCCUCACGUUGAAAUCUGCCGCUUUGCAACUUUCCUGUUUGUUUAUCUUGAUAACAGAGAUUAAUGGUCCUGACUGCGAUGCUAAGCAUGCUAACUAACUGUCUUGUUAUCUUUUUGUUCUCUCUUCUGUAUCUCCGCAGCACCACCAAAGUUUUUAAGAACCCCCAAUGACCAAACAGGCGUGCAAGGAGGGGUGGCAUCCUUUAUCUGCCAAGCUACCGGAGAUCCACGGCCGAAGAUCGUGUGGAACAAGAAGGGGAAGAAAGUCAGCAACCAGAGAUUUGAGGUAUUAGGUCUAUUGUUCUGAUGUAAAAUGCUCGACAAAAUUGGAAUGCUUCAAGCACUGCUUCUGGCUCUGCUCGCACAUAAUCCAUCUCCAAGCCCCGCUCGCCUGCUUUUUUGCCCUGACUUGCCACCACGCAUUAGCAGGCUCUAAUAAUCAUGCUGGCCAAGCUUUCGAACAUGCUUGAGUUUAAUGAGGAAGUUUACAAAAAGAUCCGGGGACAGAUUUGUAAUUCGAUAAAAACGACAAGAAAAGAGCAAUUGGAUAGAAGAGAAAACAACUUGUGGUAUGGCCCAGAUACCUACAUUAGCAUCAUGCCACAUUUGCCAGCUUAUGCAAAGUGAAAGGGGAAGCAGCGCUUUCACUUCGGAAUAUCCUUUUGCUUUGUGGCAUCUUUAUCUAAAUGCAUGUCCUACCCUCCUUAUUUUGGCUGCAGCUUUGAUUUCUGGUCAGCUUUAAUCUGCACUUGGGCUCAAUACCCAUGAGAAAUAACACAUCAUUGCAGAACACUGAUAAGAUUUCUAUUAAUUUCUGUGUCAGUCCUCGGGACUAUCACAGUGCCACUCCCCCCCGCUCCGCUCUUGAUGCCAUAUUUGCUUGCUUCUGCACUGCAGCAAUGGCUUAACAGAGCAUGGAGACCUCGCCCCGCUUCUUCUUUGGGUCUCAUAACGACAGAAAUCUAAUCUUAUCAGAGUUCAUCGCGUUUGCAUCGCACGUUGAGCUGAAUGCUAACACUCUAGUUUUCAUUCCCUCAUUGCCUCGCAGGGUUUGCUGGCUGCAGCCAUUUCACGCCCAUUCAAUCAUGUGCCGCUGCCUCAUCUUCUAACAAACACCCAUUUCCUUUUAGUCGUCUGGCGACUUAUUUUGUAAUUCACUUCUUAAAUCUGACUCAGUAUGGGGGGGCUGUUUUUUGCUUUCACCUGCUGUCAGCUUGAAUGUCAACACCGCUAAACCGCUUGGCCAAUGAAAUGUUGAAGUGUAUAAUUGACUAACACAUGCACAGAGAUAUUGUGAAUUUUCAAAAUGUUCGUAGGCUUUUGUGUGCGUGUGUGUGUGUGUGUGUGUGUGUGUGUGUGUGUGUGUGUGGGUGUGGUAUGUGUGAAGAAGAGAUGUAAAGCCUAUCUUUAUUGCAAUCUACCUCAAUGCUUAAAAGAGAUUGAGUUAUGACACAAGGCUUUCUAAAGUCAGUGAGUAUUCAACAUGUAGCAUGCACAAAAAAAAAAAAAAAAUAGCUGAAUAAGCUACGACAAACACCUGUUUGUGAACAUUUUUAUGUGUCGUUCGUCCAAUACAGUCGGUCCUGUCUUUUGUACCACUACCUCACCUCAUGGUACAACUGUCCGUAACAGUUUAUCAAGCCACUUUUAACUGUUUGUGCUUGUUUCUGUCCCAUCCACACAAUCCAGUGUGAUGCAUUUUUUAAAGAUAGACAGUUAACUUUAAGAGUGGGACAUACUCAAAUUUACAGUCCGCUACAAAACGGGGAAUCUGAGAAAAAUCUGACGAAGGAAAACAUCCCCAUUCUUAAAGUUAGUCAGCUGCACUGCUUAUAUUACCAAUCAAUGCACAAAGAUUAACUAUGUCUAAAAAAAAGGGCACGUCUGAGCACACGGCCAAUCAAUUUAAUACAUUCCUACAAUUAAAAAAAGCUCAAAUAUACACAAAUAUAUCAUCUAAAAGUAUCCUUCUAUUUAGAUCCUGAAGUUGCAUUCUGUAAAUGUUAAGUGUACAAACACAGAGUCACUAAUAAACACUAAAUCACAGGGGGUUUUAUCAUAAGGUAGGCACUCACUGUUGUUCCCGUCAUAGGAAGCACAUUGUGUCACCAUCAGUGUUGUUAGCCAAACGUCCUCAAAAGUCUCGCUGUUUUUUUAUGUCUGUUUGUUUCUCUCUGUUUGUUUUUGUCUGCUGAAGGUCCCUCACCCAUUGUGAACAAAAAAAUCUCCUUUAACAUAUCCUGUCUCUCGCACCUGCAGGUGAUAGAGUUCGACGAUGGCUCUGGUUCAGUGCUAAGAAUUCAGCCUUUGCGCACGCCCCGAGACGAAGCCAUAUAUGAGUGCGUCGCCUCCAACAGUGUUGGAGAGACGAGCGCUACCACCAGACUCACUGUUUUACGUGGUAGGUCCUCAGAAGACAAAAAAUACACACCACUAACAUGCCCCCUUUUUCUCCCAGCUAACUCAGGUAAGCAUGCAUUUCCUUGUUUGUCUGUCCUGUCCUCUUCCCUUUGUUUUCUCACUGUCUCGACACACAGUCAAACCCAAUUAGAGACCCUGGUUACACUCACGUUGUGUAUUCUAACGUGAUAAGAUUUAGUCCAUUAGCCAUUUCGCCGAGUAAGUUUCCGUUUCUAAGUGACUUAAGUCAUUUGCAUACAGAUUCCUGACACAAUAAUUAAGAUGCCAGUUAAAUUAUGCAAAUAGCCAUCCACUUCUAGCCUGGGGUGGUUUAAUGGAAAAGCUCAGCAAUAAUUUUCAAAUCAGUCAUUUUUCAUCGCUGCACUUCAGCUUUGAUAUUCGUUUGACCGUGUAGAAAAUAAAGCAGUGUUCUCCCGUGGGAUUAGCAAGCACAUUUUGUUUGUUGUUGCUCUCCCAAUGCCAGUAUCUUUCAGUGACCAGUGGCUGCUAAUAGCCGGCACUCUUCUGCACAAACACGCGCGGAACAAACGAGGCGGGAAAGGUCAGCUGCUUUGUUUACUUGCGCUAAGUGAAGAGAAUAAAAGUCAAGCGACAAACAUCAAGUUGGUUGACGGUGGCUCUUUUAUAAUAAGGACUGAGCAAAAAUGUUAUCUUGAUUACACAAAACAUUCCAUUCAAAGGCAAAUAUGUGGUGUCCCAGAGCUCAAAAGGCUGCGUAAUAUCGCUCUAAAACAUGACUUGUUUGGCUGUGAAUGGAGAAAAUGGCUUUAGAAAAGAGCCUUGGGCAAGCCUGAAUGAGGUGUGCUCCAUUAUGUGCCACAAUUACACAACAUGGCAAAUGAGUUCCUAUUGAGAGGGGUGCCUCCAUCCUAUAGAAGAAGAAAAAAAAAAAAAAAAGCUGGCGCUGUGAGUCUCUGAAGCCCCCACCUUUCCUGCUUCUUAUCUCUCCAAUGAGCCAACAAAAGGCCCUCUGCGCUGUCUCCAGGGGCCGAUUCAAAGAGAAAGGUGGCACGUUCACAUGCAGCUCUCCCCCUGUUUACUCUGGAGCAUAAAGCAUAUGUGUGUGCGUGCAUGUGCUCUCACAAGCAAUAUUGUGCACAUUUCCUGUUCACUCCUGCUCUGUCACUAUCUCUGUUAUUCCCCUUCACACACACACACACACGCACACACACACACACACACACACACGCACACACAAGCCAAGAGAUAGCUGAGGGACGGGUAUAGACGCAGCUCUUCCCAGCUCCACAGCCUAGCAUUAGCAUGUUUAUUACCAUUUCUAUUUUGCUCUUCUUCUCGCCCUCCUUUCCCAUCAAUGUAUUGAAGGUGAGUAGAGGCCCUAUCGUGGAUCAACAAAACAGGAAAGAGCUUUUUCCUUCUCAGCUUUGGUGCAAAUAAAAAGGUGUGUUCCCUGUCCUCACCGUCCCUGGAUACCAAUAAACAGAAAUAUUGGCAUCGUAAAGGAAUCAGGUUGUAUUCUACAUAAUUCUGACAUUAAUACACGUCCCCUAGCAGUGUUACAGUAGCGUUUUUAACCUAUACAUACAGGAAAAAGAGUUGUUUACAUGCUGUUUAAAAAGUCAAUAAAACACGUGUAGCACCACCUCUCCUUUUAACAACACUUUGUAAACAUAUGGGAGCCAAGGAGACCAGAUUUCAGAGUUUUUGGAAGUGAAAUCGUGUCCCACUCUCGUGUUAUACAGAAUUUCAGCUGCUUUGACUCUCCUUUGUUGCAUUUUCCAUUUCACGAUCCACCAGAUGUUUUCAAUAGGUGACAAGCAGGGACUGCAGGCAGCCCAGUUUCGCACCCAGACUCUUCUGCUGUUGUUAUAAGUCCACUACAGUAUGUGGCUUGGCAGUAUCUUGCUGAGACAUGAGAGGCUGACCCUGCAAAAGUCCAAAACCUGUGUAUAUCACUGAAUAUUAAUGGUGCCUUGCCAGAUCUGUAUGCUAUCUACGCCAUGGACACUUGCACAUCCCCAUACCAUCACAGAUACUGGCUUUAGGACAGCUUUCCACUCUGCCUCAGUCUACCUUAAGAUGACUCAGGCUCAGAGAAGUCACCAUUCUUUCAGGAUCAUGUUUUUUUAUGGUUUCGCACAGUUUUAAUCUGCAUUUGUGGAUGCAGUGACAACCUGUUCACAGAUAAUGGGUUUUAAAGUGACUUUGAGUCCAUGCAGUGAUUUGCACUUCAGCGUCAUGCCUGUUUUUAUAACAGUGCCACCUGAGGGCCUGAAGAUCACAGCUAUCUAGUAUUGGUUUUUGGCCUUAUCCCCCCUUUUAUAACAAUAUCAUACACUGUAGAUAAUGAAAUCCUCAAAUCCCUUGGCGUAUUAUACCGGGGACCAUCAUUCUAAAAUCUGCCCAACUAUUUGCUCACCCAGUUUUAGACAGGGUGGUGAACCUCUUCCCAUCUUUACUCCUGAUAGACUCAGUUUUCUCUGGAACAUCUUCUUUAUACUGAGUCAUGUUACAAACUAGGGAGAAGUCCCUCUAGGUUUUGUCAAGCAUUACAGAUCUUUUGCAGUAUUCCUUCAACAUAAGAUUAACUGUCUUUGCACUCAUUUUCCAUCUUUCCAUCAUUGGCUUAUGAUCAAUCUCUGUUUUUUUUAUCAACAUUUUACACAGCUUUCCACUUUUUAGGGGGUGAAUCAGGGUUGUAGACAUAAACAGUUAUUUAAAUCAACAGAGAGAGGAUACAUCAAAGAACUGUAGUCAGUGAUUCGCUGUCCUGACUUGGCAGACAAAGAAAAGGAAGAUGCUUCGACAGUCCUGGCCAUAGAUUGUAUUUCAUUUAAUCAAAAGCAAUUUCAUUGGAGGAUUUUUUUUCCAAAUGCUAUCAUCUUAAGUUGUUAACUUACAAAACAAACACCAAAUGUUAAGCCAAGUUUGUCUUUCUAGAUGCUGGUAGUAAGCCAACACACUGCAGCACACUGUACAAGCAUUUUGAGGUAAUGUAAGGUCAGCUCGAGGAUGCUCUUUGUAUUAUUUAGAAGACCAAAAAGCUUCCUUCUGCCACAACUACUUCAUAUCGUACAACAAAUACGGCAUCGCUUGUUUCCUGCUCUUCCUUCCACAUGACAUAAACUGCGCUUUGAAAAACGCAGCCACAUUUUUCUUUUAUGUCUAGUCUGUCGACACCACCAGCCAAAAUAUGAUUUCUGUCCUCCUUUGGGUCUUUAGUGGAGAAAUACUUUACGAGUGUGCGGAGCAGGAUCAGAGGGAUAAAUAAAUAAGCAAACAAAGAUAAGUGAUACAACACCAGGACUAAUACAUAUAAAGUGACUGUUGGUUUAGUUCAUUUAGGCCCCAAUGACGUGUGGAAACGACUGCAAAAGCAUCUGGUGUAGGGAGCUCACUUCAGGGGGUGAUGCCUAAUUCCAUGUAGGAAAAGGAUACCGUUGUAAUUGCCAUGCUAUAAGGACAGGGGAAGCUGAGGUGACAAAUUCAGAGUAGUGUGUAAGUAGUGCGGGAUAUUAGUAUUCGCAUAGGUCCCUAACUUGAUGGGAAGCGCCAUAAGUAAUGAACUUCCAGGCUCGGAGAAGCCAUUUGCAUGAAAUGUAAUGAUGUUUUGAGUCAAAUCUGCUCAGCCAUAGCAUGAGGUGCAGGUUUUCCUUUGUGCACUUUUUCUGCACACUCUGUUUUGAUUAACUAGGAGAUGACCCGACUCAUAUGCGCCUUGUGUCUUUGAAUUAGGGCCAUCUUGAUUUGCUUUGUAAUUGAAAAUGACAGGAGGGGAUUGAAAAUAAGGAAGCAGCAGAUUUUGGGUGUCAUGGUUGAGAUAUAAUUCAGAGAAGUGGUAUUUGAUCUAAUUUAUGGGUAUUAUUCUGCGAGAUACUGGCUCGGGAGACAUGUACUCAUACAGCGUCUAUGCUUUCAAUAUUAUGUAAACAAAACUAAAACUGGAAAAUAGAGCGAAAGCCCCUCAAUGCAGCCUGGACUCUGUUUCAGCAGCAGUUCCAGUAGAAUGAUGUGUGGAUGAGAGUGCUGCAGUUCAUGAUUCAGGCAUGAUUAAGGAUUUAUAUUGCAUCCUCAUACUCCCAUUAUGCUGUCAACAGCCAUUUCCUGUAGCCCCGCACACAAGUGUGCAAACUUAUGCAGCUGUGCACAACUCGACAGUGGGAGCGGAAAAUGGGAAGCCGCUCUCCUGUGACGGAAAAACAGAAUGCAUCAUUUCCAUUUGUAUGAAAUGGUGCGACGGCAUAGUCGGAGCCGUGUAGCUGAGACAGAUCUUUCCACAUACAAUGAAGGGGCUGCUACAUGAUCGGUGAUUAUUCAUAGACAAUGCAGGCACUCAGGGCUUUCUGUCAUUGUGAGGAGAAAUAUGGUCUCUGGAGCUAAUAAAAAAGCCACACAAGGACCUGCUUUUUAAAAUGUUUUUAACAUAUUCAACGAAUGCUGGUCAACAAUAACUGUCCUGUAUAGCAAGAAAAAAACAAACCUGUAAAGACCGACUGCUAAUAACCGUUCAAAAAUGGCACUUCUGCUCACUCCUAACCAUCGUUUGUCCUCUGUGCACCAUUUUGUGAAUGCAUAAUGCCUUCAUUCUAACAACGUACAGAGAGGGAGAGACGAACAAAAGCUGGUCUGCCUGCUCAAAUUGCUUAGCAAGAUAAAUGCUGUGUCAGCGGUCUUGGACUGUCAGAGCAGGGGAUGCAGUGGGGAUGAAGCAAGUGACCGUUGUAAAAUUACUGUGCUUGUGAUCAGUGGCUCGAGAAGAGAGGGAAAAGUGUGGGUGUGGGGUGUGGGGGGGGAGCCACUGUGCAAUUCUCUGGUUUAGUGGCGGGAGCUCUGAAGAUGGCAGGACCCAGGCCGCCAUAUGGAACACUCAAUUUUGUUGGAAAAAUACAAAAGCUGCGCAGAGGCAACAUGCUGACUCACUGGAGGAGUAGAAAUUGUUUUUUUUCUAAAUGUAAAAUGAAUACAGUGUUAAUAACUGUCCUUAUGAAUAUGCUUUCUGAAGCUUUCAAAGCUGCUAGCUGCUUUGCAGUGUAAAUAAAUCAUCACUCGUGUUUAUUACACAGGCAUUUUUUCCCCUUCCCUCAUCAUGAUGGGACAAGUGCAGCUGAGUUACACCAUCAAUUAUCCUCCUGUCCAUCGGAUGUUUUAUUAAAUAUCCAGAGAUAGUUAUAGCUUAGGACUUGGCUCAUGUAGAUCAUACAGAUGCAACUCUCCUCUGAUUUUAAUUAGAGUUGGCUAUCUUUGCAUGAAUCAAUCUAGGCUUGAAAAUAAAUAAAAACUAUGACCACACCCUUUCCAUAUCUAACGGUGUGGUUUCUGUGAAGUCUGCAGGAUGGUUUAAGACAAAACCGCUGCCAACAAGAUGGAUGUUAGACUUUAUAGCCUGCAUAGUGUGUAAGUAAACAUCUGUCAGGGACACAUAGGCACUCGGACGGCGCUGAACAUGACAGAUAACUCUGCGCAUGUUGUUGCUUUGCGUUUUUGAAAUCAGAGCAAACACAGCCUCCUGAAUUAACAGAUAUCGAUUGAGAAAAAUUAUGCGUCUUCUUGUUCUUCCAGUGUCUUCUCACCACUUACGACUUGAACCAAAUUUAAAGCUUCAAAGUACUGUGUGAUUUCCAGCUAUUAGAGUCUGAAAUCCGGCAUUAUUUGCAGUCAUGAGUAGGGUUUCUCACAAAGAUCUCUAACAAAAAUCUUUGUUAUCUUUGAAUUUGUGUAUAUUUCUAUAACAGAGUAUUCCUUUGGCAAAACAUGGCAGAAAACAAGGUCGAAAAAACCAAGUGUGUAAGCGUGAGCCAGGUAGUUGCAGGGUGCUAAUGUUAGUAGCUUUGAUCCUAGCUGCAUUCAGAAGUCAUUUGCUACCAGAUUAAUUGGCGACUGCAGGGUCAUCCUUAAUGCAUCUAAUGAUCUUGAAACUUUUUCAAACUGUGCAAGGCUGCACACUAAUUACAACCAAACGACUGUGGAGUGGAGGGAAAAGUGAUGUGGCGUGAAUUGAUUUUUCGAGUGUAAUUAGUUGUCUAUACAUUGUUACAGUUGGAAGAGCAAAAAUGAGUCCCAUGACUUAUUGAGUGUUACAUAGAAAAGGGGAUAAGACCCUCUUGAGUGUUCAUAGCAAGUUUCAUUUAGCUGUGAUCUCGCCUGUCAAUCCUCAAGCCGUCAUAUGAUAAAUCCCAUAAUAAAAUAAUGCCACCCUUUCUGCUGUCACAGCCAUCAGCUUCCACAUGUGGAGAAUGACUCCCAGCUAAGUUCCAACAGCCUGACAUAACCCAGCUUUUCCAUUAGGGGUCCUCUCUGCAGGACGUUAGCAAGCAUGAAUAAUCUCCAGACUUCUUUCAGCCGUCACAAGCUUUUAGCCGUAUCAAUAAUUGAAACAGCUGCUAAGUUUUUCCUCUCUCAGGAGGAAGUAAACUUGUAUGCAGUCAUUUACUCAGACAGUUAUACCACAAGUCUCCCUCAGAACUAGUCUGGGUCUGAUGAUACCAGUCUAGUCUGUGACCCCUAAACAAAUCAGCCAAUGUCAUGCGGAAAAUACAAAGAUGGGUUUUAGUCCAGGGGAUGUCUCUACAGGAGAUGCAAUGUUUGCUUGUAAGCCACACCAACAACUACACCACACUUUACGAUGCAUUCACUUUUUACGCAGAUGACACGCCAUUUUACAAUCCAAGCCAAGACAUUCAAACGUGAGCUCGAUCAAACUGACCCAACUGCUUGGGACUGUACAGUACAUGAAGGUUAAUGAAGCGGCUUCAUGUCUCACAGUUUUGCCUUCUGUCUUUCUUUCCCACCCGACAGGGAGACUCACCUGGUCGCUGAUUCUCUCCCGAGUCCCUGCUGGCUCCAGCUUCUGGUCUUUAGUGUUUCCUGAAAAAAAAAAAGAGAUAAAAUGUGCAACAUAAGUAGUUCAGUUUUAUUUUAUGAUCAAUGUUGAGUCACAGACAUAUUCUUUAUUAAACUUUGAAACGUCGAGCUGCAUAUAGCCGUCCCAAGUGGGCGGUAAGAGGGUAAAUAUACAAUGACUAAGCCUGGAACAUAAAAAGAGAGCAGAUGUCUGGCAGUAUAUGCUUCAAAGUGACAGGAGUGUCUGUGAGAAUGGAGGCAUCUCUGAGGGGAAGGUACCGUGCGGUUGUUUAUAUAUUCCCUGCCUCUUCCUCUUUAUUUAUGAAUGCUUAAUGCACUCAAGAGGAUCAAACUAGGGUUGAUGGACUGUUAAGACAAAAAGCUAAAAACAGAAGAGAGACCUCCUUAGGUGCUUUUCAGGGGGUUUCAGAAACUAUAGGCAUCAUCCACUUUGUGUUUCGCAAAUAGCUCAGAGCUUUGUCAAAUAGUUUUUUUGUCCUUCUCCUCUUUUGAAUAUUACUUAUGAUAUCAAAAAGUGCUGAUUGCAAAUAAGGAGACAAGAGCAGAAGUUUUUGUCUUCCCCAAACUCUAAAUAAAUGGGCCACUGUUUUCCGUAGUAAAUGGAAUCAUUGCUCAAGGUAACAACCAGCAAAUGGAAUAUGCAAAGUGAAAUCCUGAAGAGGGCGGGAAUGGGACAGAAGGCGAGGAAGGCGGGAGACAGACAAAGACGGAUCGAGCUACUCUUAAAGUCUCAGACUAGCAGCGACUGCAUCGAGACAGAAGAAGUCAGUGAGUAAGGCAAACGCAAAAAGACAAUGAAAGCAGGGAAGAAAGAAAGACAUGAUUGUAGAGGAGGUCUUAAAAUCCGUCUGUCUACCUCUCCACCUUCCCCCUAGGUGAUCUUUACUCAGAACAGUACAUCUGGCUCAGCUGAUGUGUAGUCUGUAAAGCAAGAAGAGAGGGGGGGCAUCUGAGCGUAAAUGGAGCUUUGUGCCUGGCUUCCUGCCUGCCUUGCUGCUUGCUCAGCCAGGCCUGUAGAGAAAGGCCCCCUCUCCGCCCUUCCUGCUUCAUCUCUCCUUUUCAUCUCCCUCUUUACCCAUCCAUUUUAGCACUACCCCUAAGGGGCAUCCGACACUAACACUCACUCUCUGCUGCUUUCAUUCUCUUUCCUCCCACUCCCUUCGCUUAUGUUGUAAAUGGAGGAAUAUCACAGCUAAUCCGUCAUGUUUAUGAAUGACACGGGGCCUGGGGAGUGUUGGGGCGCCAAGCCAGAAGUGGCGUACAUCUCUGUUGCGUGCCCUCUGCUUGGCUGAUCCAAUCUGGCCUAGCAGCGAUGGCCAUAAAAAUUGUCUAUGGGGGGAUGGCAGGCUUGGGGGGAACAUUAGGCGGGGUCAUUUCAAAAGCAUAACUCCAGCCAUUUCCUGGCUCGACUCCUGAAGCCCCACCAUUUUCUAUCAAAUUUCACCCAAAGUCCAACCAAAACCGACAAAGUAAAUGCUCCUCCGUGGAGCUCCUUACACUUCCAGCAAAGGCUGGGGCAGACCUGCUGAGCGAUGGCCAGUAAAAUUGUCCGGUAAGGAUUGGAGGCUUAGGGGACGUUAGGCAGGGUUAAUUAAAAGCUGAACUCUGACCACUUCUUGGCUUGAAUCCUGGUGACAUUUUCCUCCAAGUACACCAAAAUUGGAAGUAAAACCAACAACUGCUUUUAAAUGGAGCUACCUAUACUUCCAAGACAGAGUGGGGGAAAAAUGACCCUUGGAAGGCUAAAGGGAACAGGAGGUUUGGUCAUUUUAAAUCAUGUUAUCCUAAAUCUAGCCUUUUUCACCAUAUCUUUGACUUAUGGACACAAUUACAACCACAGACAAAAUAUUCAUGUACACGAAGCUCUAAAUACUUCCAAUAUGAUGUAGUCCUUAAGAGGAAUUAGACACUUCAGAAUUAAUCUCCAAAUUAACUAGCAUAUAUGAUGAAACUUGAUAAAUAUUGGCUGUGAUAUAAGAACACUUUCAAGUGUUAAAAAGUAAAAUUUAUAAGAAAAGACACACUAUGACUCUGGUGAGCUGGCUUACAGUUUUACAAGUUCCCCAAUGUCAUUCAGUGUGAGUUACGGCUCGAAUUGUUCAACUGUGAAGGUUUUUCUCAAAGAAGAAAGGCCUGAUGAUUAAUAGAUUGACUCCAGAAUGGUUUCCUCAUAAUCUAAGACAUUAGGCAAGGGGGCUUUUAAUGACAAAUAAGCUGCAUUCAAUUAAUUAUACAAUCUCAAAGGGGAUUUAUGGAAGAAAUAAUCAGUGCAGGGCAAAGGGGGAGAGGAAGCUAUUUUUCACUGAGACAGAGCACCAUGAACUUCGGGUUAAGGGAGCUCUCAGCGCCUUCACCUUCCUCCUCCAUAUUUGGUCCCGACGUUCAUCAUCACAGGAGAUUUAAACCACACACCGGGUUGCAUUUCAUAAUCCGUCCCUAUUUUGCUCCUUACGGCAACAUGGAUGAAAUAAAAUUUAGCAGACACAAGAUGGUCUCUCGUUGUCUGCCCUCGGGUCCCGGCAAUUUUCUCAAAGAGACUGUAUUUGUACAGCAAAUUACCGAACUACCUUUUAGCGGUACCGGGCUUGAGAGGCGUAAUGCCACUUUGUGUUGGAGUGGGAAUGUUCCUCUUAAAACUCUAUUACAGAAAAUUGGAAUUAGCUGUUUGAGCCAACAGUGGCACAUUCAAAGUAAUAUUCAUUAGCGUUCUCUGUACCUGUAGAAUCAACUAAUGAACUCAAUGAAAGCAUAUUUUAGUCAGCCCAGCUAUGCUCUUACUGCUAAUUUCUUUUGCUGAGAGGUGGUUGGUUUUUCACUGAACAAAAAUGUAGUUUCGGAGGAACAUUUGCAAAAAUAUCUUACUGAAGCUUUGGUUUUCUGAAAGCGUGUGUGUGUGGGUAGCAGUCAUUUGAAUUUAACAGGUAAAUUACAGAAUAUGACAACCAUUUCUCCUGUUAUUUAUUUAUUUUUUUUAACCUAAAAUCAGCCACCAUUAUAUCUAUGAAAUUGCUCUGAAAUGUUUGACUCUUCUCCAUAAAAAGAGGCCCAAACACACUCAUAAGUAGAAGACAGAGCCCCUUUCUACAUUACCCACUUUUUUAUUAUGAAGAUUAAAACAUGCACUUGUGACUUCGGUGGGGAUAAAUGGGUCACAGACUCUCCAGCACUCUGCUAUGUACAACAGGAUUAGUUCUGACCUGCGAGUCCUGCACAGAUGCAUUUGUAAACCUAAACUGGAAAGCAGUCAUGCCUUGCCACUGAACAUUUUCUCAUCACUUCGUCUACGGCCUUGGAACAUAAAGCUGUGGCCCCAGGGCAUAAAAUCGGGACAUGCUCUCACAUUUGAGUUUCUAUGAAGUCUUUUCCAGUCCGGGCUAUGAUUAAGAAACCACAUUAAUCUAGAUACAUGCCAUGUUUUAAAACGGUUUGAAGGUUGACUCUGAGUUCAGUAACCCGAGAACCCUUAGAAACAACUCAGGAAGGUAAGUUCUGAGAUUGUUCCCCAACACACUCUCCUCUGUGCCUUAUUAGAUAGAAGUGCUGAGCAUUUUCAUUCCCAUUAUUGGAUUAGUUAAGCAUUACCUACCUUGUGCAGGUGCCAGGAGGCUUAUUUGAGAAAUCUGGCUCAAAAAAAAAGCUCUAAGGGAAAACCUAAUCUUGUUUAGACUGGACAGCAUUUGAGCCAAACAGCAGUGGGAUGUAUCAAUGAGAUAAAUACAGGCUUUGGAUUCUCUGAGGGCAUUUAGGGAAAAAUUUAGACAUUUUAAUUCACCAUUCCUUCUCUUUUUUUCCCCCCCCGUCAGUUAUGCACAUGGGCUUUUAUGCCUUGCAUACUUAUCUGACUUGUUGCUUUUGCAGUGAAUCGUUAUUCCUGCCACUCAUGGAUGAUACCCAAUGCCUUUUACGUGCAGGAGAAGAGAUUUAACAUGCAGUUUUACUAUUCUAAGUAUUUUACCUGAGGCGAUGCUGAAAACAAUGUCCAGGCACGUUUGCAAUUGAAAGGUCUUGUAUCUUAUUUAGGUCUUGGAGUAAAGCAACAACAUAGGCAGAAACUGGGUUUAAAAAAAUCAAGUGUUGACACUGUACAAGUUCACAAAGACACAUUUUGAUGGUUUUGCAAAAAAGAAGGGGUCAAAAAAGUUCUGCUGUACUCAAAAAAUGAGCCCUGGAAUAUCUUCAGACUUGUUGAGUUUAAGUUGAAAGUUGAAAACUAAUGAAGACUGGCUCUGAUCUUCAGACCCACUGAUUAAAAAACAGACAUGACUUUGCAUUGGAAAUCAUUGCGUGGGCUCAAGUUCACUUUCAGAAACCACUGUCUGUGAACACAGUCUGUGGCUGCGUCCUCAAAUGUGGGUGAAAACUGUUCCACAGAAAGUGAGAUCCAAAGACAAUCAUUUUACAGGAACUUCUGACUUCUACAAACUCAUUUAGGAUGGACUUAGACAUAGACACAGUGGAAAACUGAAUGAGUUCUGGUGUAGCGAAUGAAAAUUGGAAAUCAUGGAGGCUGUGUCCCUUGGGUUUAUUGAAGUGCACAGUUCAAACGCAAGCAUUUAUAAAGGUAAGGGGCUAAGAGAGGUGGCACCUGAGUGCAAGUCAGUACAUGUAAACCUCUCAAUAUAUUGCACUAAUGUAGAUGAAUGAUCAAAUAUCUGUAAUCAGAUAUCAAAACAACCAUAGUUCAAUGGUUAAAAUGAAUGUAAGGUCAAGUUUCAGCAGACAGAUUGAUGGAUGUAGUGUUGGGAGAAGCAACUUUGUUGAGUCCAAGCUUGCAGCAGUUAAACCAAGCUGCAGGUAGCUGAUAAAAGAAAAGGUAAAAGCUUAGAUUAAGAAACUGUCAAUCAUUUAGUCCUGGACUGUAAAAGUACACCCUUUUGUAAACUGUACUUUGUAGGUGGAGAGAGGAAAUGAACAACAAUGUGGGUGAAAAUGAUGAAACAUUAGAGAGAGGGAAAGAAGGGAAAAUAGAGCAGAUGCCGUCAUAGUAUUGGCACAAAAUGGAACUGCUGUCUGCCUUUGUUAAUCAAGAGCUCUUACGUUUGGUUGAGUAAUUUUGUUUGUGUGAAAACAAAAGCAUAAUUAACAGUUCCCUCUCCCAUGCCAAAGAAAAAAUAUAUAAUUGAAUACGUCAGUUGAACGGGAGCCGAACAGAACAUUUUGUCAAAGAGGAUUCAGGUCGCCUCUGAACAGAUGUAUUAACCAGGCAUGCAAGAGUGUUUCACGAAUCUGAAAACAAAUUUUAAUGGACAAUGUUUCACUGUUAAUGUGUUUUUAAUCAACAAUCUCAUUUUAACAAAAAAAAAAAAAAGAGUGCACAUCUACUUUGACAGACCCUCCAUUAGAUAUUUUGUGUGUUUUUUUCUUGAUGUUAACUGUGAUUCUUUAAGUCUUGUACCAUUAAAGUCCUUCCCUUUCAAUAACCUUUUACUAAAAAAACAAAAAAAAACUGACAAGUUUUAAUUAAAUUUAGGUCAGCUAAUGCGUUAGCGAGCCAUGAAACAUGCCAAAUUCUGAGUGCUGUCCUUGUUAACUUCAAGAGUGCUGUAUGAUUAACAUGAUUAGCACCCUAACCCUCCUAAAUUCGCCUAUCUCAGUUCGCACUUCUUUUGGAGUCUUGAGCGUGGAAAGAGCUUUAAUCAGUCUUCCUCAACUUUAAAUUAUAUGCUUUAGCAUGGUGGGGGAAAAUGGCUUGGGCUCAAGCUGCUGAGGAAAAAUAAUCACUGCUGUCACACUCUAUGGGUAAUGUUUUGUGGCUCAUCUUUUGUGUUGGCUCAAGUCUUAUCUGGGGAGUGGUAGUAGGGAUCAGAUUGAUUCCUUAAACUAGGCAAAAACAAUCUUUACACCAGAGGGAGAAAAAAAAAAAAGUGAGAGUGUCAUACUUGAGGAUGUCUGCCCCAUAUUCCCACAGUUCCAUAAUCCUCCAUCUUUCCAAGGCAGGAUUCCCAAACAACAAUACGUCUUGACACACACUAUUCUCCACCACCCUGCCACAGCAAGUGACCUGUGACAGCCUCUUUGAGGAGAUUGUAUCCACUCAGAUACGUUCAACAAAUGUAUCUUAUUAUAGCCAGCAGGGAUUUUCCCUGAAGAAUAACCUCAACCACAGGGUGAAAAGUCUUGUUCCGCUUGAGAAGAAAGGGGUUCGGAGCGAAUCCAAUCCAUGUGCAGCAACUAGGAACAAAAGCCAGAAUGUGACCGGAAAGGUUUAUGUUUUAGGUCUGCUGGAAACAAGGCUUAUUUUCUACAAAAAUACCUCAAACAUAGUGGGUAAUUCUGGAGCCUAAAGUGGAUUGAGUUGUUUAAGACAGAUCCAAAUCUCAAUAACUGGAUAACACUUAAAGGGAACAUUUAGUGUCUUUUCAGUUGUUAGAAAAGAGUGUGCAGCUUAUGGUGGCAUUGCUGAUCAUGUAACGUCAAUAAUCAACAUUUAUAAAACGUUGAAUCAACCUCAUUUAAGGCAAGAUAGAUUGAGAUCAUACUACAUUUUUUCCUUCCCUACAUUGACAGCCAUUUACCUUCAUCAUGAGAUUAAAGUCUUGCAAGCUGUGAUUAAUUCCCAGGUGUAUUUCUGUGUCUCCUAUCAGUCAGCAUUGGCCUUAUUUUAACUGUCAAUCUCUAAUGAAUUCCAGUACAUAGAUGUAACUGCAUUAGUCCUGUUUUAACCUAAUAACCACACCUUAUUGAAGAAAUAACAGAGCAAACAUGUAAACAGAAAGAGAGCAUGUUUGAGCGGCGCCUUAAUCUGUUUAGAAGACUCCAUUAGGCUGAUUAAAUUAGAGCCCAAACAGGGAGGACAUUACUAAGUUUGUCACUCAAACCAUUACACCACAGCAGGUGCGAAGUUUACGGUAAACAGAGUGUGACUGUGUGGAUAUUGGUAGCAGUGUGAAGACUUGUUUAUGCUGCACUCUCAGGCUAAAGUUUGGAAACUGAAACGGUUGCUGUUGUCAUACGAGGCAAAUGUGAUUUCCGUCGCUCGUAUUUUGUAUGAGUGAUCAAUAGAUAUAAUCUGCUAAUGGUUUGAGUUUAUGUCCAGUAGCCUUAUGUCUUCUGCAAAAAAUCUGCACACUGAGGUACUUUUGGAGCCAAUGUCCUUUUUAUACUCCUCCCAUACUUGGCAGCGCACACUCAUACGGCCUGAUAGCCUGGCAGUGGCUAAUGUGUGCAAAUUGUCAUUGGGAGUCUUUUUAUAUCAAGCACCAGUGCUCAGCACUUCUCGAGAAGGUGACUUCAGCAUUUCUCUGCCUUCCAUCUCAUUUAGUGUGUAGAUCCAUUGUUGAAUAUACAGUAUGGGUCUGUAAAGCAGAAAAUGCCCUUGUCUUAGCCUGUCCUUGAGAUUGCAGCUCUGGAAGGUAGUGAGGUAGAUUAAGGAAGCUGGGUAAAUCUGUAAAACCUCCUUUAUGCUUUAAUGCUUGAAAUUUAAGCAUUAUUCCAGCUUUGACUUUCAGUGUUUUUUCGAACAGGUGAGAUUUCUGUAACAUAUUUAGGUCUUACAGCUUAACCACUAGUGCACACAUCCUGAAAAGCAAACACAGUCCAGGGACACGACACUGCUGUUGUUCCCCUCAGACUACUUUCUGUAGCCACAAGUUGAAAGAACAACUCGACCAUUAGGGAUGGGGAAAAAAAGCGAGCUUGUUGUCUUUUUGUUAAUUAAUUAUCUCAAUUAAUUCUUUCAACGAGUUGUCAAUAAUCAAACUUCAGCCAGAACAUUCAACAAACUUGUCAAGGUUCAAUUAAAAAAAUGAUUAAUCACAUUAUCUUUUGGAGUCUCGGCCUCGGAAGGAAAAAAAAAACACUGCUGCAGCUCUGUUGUCGUGAGUUCUUAAUCACAGCACCAGUUCAAUUCCUCUUCUAUCAUGUGCUGCCACAUGCCUUUUUUGUGAAGUAAACAAACCUCAACUCAUGAAGAGGUAGAGAACAUCGAGGUUCUCCUUUUUUAGCAAUUGUGUGUCUUCGUCUAAAGUUCUGCGAGGGAACUUUUUAGAUACCUCAGAGUUGAUGUCAUGACUUUGCGGCCGUUUCCCUACGAGCACGAGUGCACAAAGCAGCUGUAAAAUACAUUUCUGGGCUAAGCAAGAAUGCAUUCAACAGGCCAGAAACCUUUGUAACAGAUCAUUAAUUUUAAAUGCACUGCCUGGAGUCAUAUCAGCUGCCUGCAAUAGGGCUAGCAUCAUGUAACACUCGCAUAAUAUAGGAGAGGAAAGAUGGGUUUGAGAAAGCGCCCUUUUGACCCUGCUGUGUUUUUAUUGUUUUUUCAGAAUUUAACCGAGCCAUGCUGUUGAGAACCAUUAGUGAAAACCAGGCAUAAGGAGUGGUUUUACUGUGUUUGCAUUUUAUAUGACCCUGAUUUCGAAAAGCAAUCAAUAUUUAUAACUCAAAAUAAAAGUUGUCACACAACCUCCUCUAUUUGCCUCGGAGCGGAAAAUACUGCAGCGAGAGGUCCGUCCUGACUUCUAAAGGGCUUCUUCUAAAUUAUGAUCUCUGAGCGCUUUGUUUUAGAAUACAUUGCAAUUUCACAGGAGUUGCUUUUUCAGUUCGCAUGGGUUGUCACAUCCAAUUACAAUAUUCAACACGCAUCUAUGCUCCUAGGCUCGCUUCUGGCAAUUGUGUUUGAUCAGGUAUACUUUUGACUCACUGUAGAAAUGACUAAUUGUGUGCUAGACCUUGAAAAAGCUUGAGGGAGCUCGGACAGGGGCUACCAUGUACAAUUAAUUCCUUUCCUCUUUCUCUCUGUCUUUUCCCGUUCAUGCCUUGGGAAGUGUAGUACCUCACACUGGACUGGUUUGACAUUGUUUGGAGAUGUGCUAUGACCAAACACAUUCUGCUCUGUAUUCAUUCAGUGAUUGCCUCCUUUGAAGUCACCUGAUUUAAAAUAUAGCGAUACAUUUUAUUUUUUAAUACCUAGGUCUUCUGAAAUGAAAAAAAAACAUGAUUGUUUGGUGAAAUAUCCCAUAUCCUGACCUUACUUCAAACCUAACUUGUUAAAUGCAAAGUCAAGUUUAAAAGAUAAACAAUCAAAUCAUCGCUAAAUGUUUUGAGCUGGAAUUAAUUCCGCUUCUCUUACUUAGUCUUGCCGUGACAUUAACUCUAACUAAAUAUAAGUCAGUGUGUGACUGCGGUGUGUCUGCUAAGUGGUUAUUGGAUUUAACAAGCAGCACAAUCUGGUGCAAACAACCAGCAAGCACAGUGCAAGACACCAACAAACUUUUAACAAGGGGUAAACCUGGAGCAUCUCUCAUUAUCUUAAUGGGUACUAAAAGCUGUAAAGAUAACAUACAUAUUGCACAAGACGUCAAGGACUUCCAGGGUUAAACCGCAUAUGGAUGCAUUGGCCAAGAUUUCCAGCAUGACAACAUAGCAGAGCACAACUGCCAAGAAAAUGACCUGGGUUGAAAGUAUGUAUUGAAUAUGGUUUGAGUUCAUUAACUCCGUCUUAAAAAAUACUGCAGGGGUAUUGGCCGUUAAGAAACAUGGAGCAAACACUACCUUUCCAUCACCGUCAAAAACACGUCAGUUCAGGCAGGGACACGGAGUUGCAAUGGGAAAGUUUUGCAGUUCAGUCUGGAGUCACUCAUUUGUAAUACAGCCUCUCUGAGAAGAUUUAUCCAUCGAGGUGUUUUCUCAUGCCAGAUACCCAAAAGCAUUGUUGGAAGGCGGCCAUGAUUGUCGUUUGGCUGUGCGCAGGCUAUGGCAUCUCAAAGCUGUUUCCAGACUGAUGUCUUCUCAUGAAAAUUUAAUGAAGAAAGCGUUUCCAAAAAGGUGCCGUUUACGAGAGCGACGGAAGACACUAAUUAGCAAUAUCACAGCGGGGAAAGGAAAACUUAAGGUGCACAUAAACCUCAUUGGCAUUCAGAAUAAGCAGGUCUUGUUUUGCAGAUUAACACUUAGCUAACACUGCAGACGCUUCUGCUUGUGUGCUUGGAAUAUUCCUCUCUGUACUCUCUCAAGAUCAUCUUUAGCUGCAAGCCAAAAAUACUUCCCUGUUCAGAGCGGUGAGCUUCAGACGGAGCUGCUCUAGGCUUUGACUUUCAUUGUUUUCCUAAAAAGAUCGUCUUGGAGUGAGAAGCAAAGUGAGUUAUCUCCUUCAACAUCUCAAACAGCGGCAAGAUGUAGCCUCCCCUUGUUCUGUCAAUUAGUUAAGACAAGGCAGGAUCAAGCAAACUCAUAAACGCAGCAGAAGCACCUGCCUUCAAAGGACUUCAAAGCGCCAUCUCACCCAGAUACAUGUGUAGACAGUUGAGCUGUUGUUUUCAUUUUCCUUUGAUAAAAAAAGUAUAAAUAUGUUUUAGAAAACAAGUAUGUUUGCUUUCUUGCUGAGAGCUACAGAUGUAGAAGAUCAAUCAGAAGAGGAAAAAGCUAGCUGGACAUAGCCUGUAGUUCUUGAAGCUGACUUGGAAGUGACUUAAACCUGCAUUCAAACUAACGGCCAGCAGGGGGAGACUUGAGGGGUCGCAACAAGAAUACUGCUAAUAUAACACCAGGUGAAAAUCACUCUUCAUUUAAGAUCAACGAAUACCUUUGUGAACAGGAUCCUAAGAAAGACAACAGAGAUCACCGCAAGCACCUGGUUUUCAAGAUAUCGCUUUAAAACAGUCUAAAGUACAAAUCUUAAUCAUGUCUUCGAGUCCUAACGCUAAGCUAGACUAAGCUCGACUUAGCUAAACAAGUCAUAGCACUGGUUUCACAAAUGAAAUGGAUAAAUCUGUGUUUGGUAUCAAUCUUUUCACCCAACUCUCGGCGAGACAGCAACUAAUUCUCUCACCUUAAAAACUAACCUGUUUACUGUUGUCUGUCACUCUAUGUUCAUUGUCCACUUCGUGUCCUUGUCAACACCAAAUAUGGGUUGGGGGAUUCAGUAGUAAAUGUACUAACUGCUUCAAUGAAAGUGAAUAAAAAUACACACUUGAUGCUUCACAUGUAGCUAAAGAUCUCUGUCUUUGCUUUACCCUUCACCUACUCUGUUGCUCUGUAGUCUUACAGCCUCACUUUCCUCUGGCUCUCCCUCCUCGUUGGCUUUGCACAGGCUUGGAGGAGGACCAGUGAUUUUCUGAAUCUGACCCCUCCCUACAAUGUCUCUAAUCUUCUUCCAGAGGACCAGCUGCCCUCUGGUUUCCCCACCAUAGACAUGGGCCCACAGUUAAAAGUGGUGGAGCGAACACGCACUGCCACCAUGCUCUGUGCCGCCAGUGGCAACCCUGACCCUGACAUCUCGUGGUUCAAAGACUUCCUCCCCGUCAACACCACCAACAACAAUGGACGCAUUAAACAGCUCAGAUCAGGUAGGUUUCCUCUGCUGAAAGCUUAAUUACCGCACAGGGAGUCUUCUUUCUAGUUAUCCUCUAUCUGAUCUGCUCCCCCUGUUCUGUUCUUUCAUCCUCUUCUUCCUCCCAUAAUUUAACUUCUCAUUUGGCUUUUCAUUUUGUAGGUAAUGGCAUUGUUUCUACUAUAUCCUGUCUACUACUCUCUGUACGCCCCGGUGUGUGUUGUCUGUAUGUUUGCCCCCUUUUCUGUCUUCCAGUGUUGUCUUGGACUGUUGGGAUUGUUGCCCCCUCUGUUUGCUGGCUUCUGCCCUAACUUCUGCCGUCAUUGCUCACUGCUGUGACUUUUUACAACGGAUUAUUUUGCUGUUUUCGUUGAUUUUCUUUCCCCACUGCAUUGGUGCAGUACUUAUUACUUUUCUUUUUCAAUCCAUUCUCUUCAUUUCUUAUUUAUUCUUUUAACAAUUAAUAUUCAACAUUCGGCUUCAUUCAGAAUCUGCUAAGGAGUGCACAUGAUUUUCAACGAAGAAAACAAGCAGAAAAGCAUAAAUUCAGAUUCUUCUUUCCAAAGAGGAAUUCUUAAUCCUCCUCUGGAUUAAAAAAAAAUAAAAAAAAAAUUGCUUUUUUUCUUUUAACAACUUUGUCGAAAUCAGAGAAAAACAUCUCAUUCUGUACAAUCAGCCACAGUAGUGUGUAAAACUCCCUAAGGCUUCUCCCUUACGCCUAAUUCUUUGGAUUUAAAGCCCCUGCUUUAAUGUGUUAACGCUAAUUUUGUUUUUAUUUGCCUGUAACGCUCCCUUAUAUCUCCAUUUACCUGAAUACUCCAACUUUGAUUUCAGUCCUUAAUAAAAUAGAUUAUUCUACGCCUAAAAUGUUACAGAGUCACAGCUUUGCCGAUUUAUGUGCUACCCAACGGCAACGCAUUCGCUAAACUACCUGUAAAUUUGAAGUCUUGUUUGUUUGACCACUUGUCUUCACGGAUUUCACAGCUGUCCUUUGUUAACCCGUCUUGUUAACCUUACUUGUUUUCAACAGAACUGUGUAAAACUAACCCCUAUUUCUAAUGUGCGACUUUGAUUCACGUAGUGAUUAAAGCUUUAACGAAACCUUGUCAACUAAACUUCCAUAAAGAAUAUAAUCGUAUUCUUAUGCUGUCUUUCUUCUCUCUAUAUUUUUAAAUUUUACAGAAUCCUUUGGUAAGUGCUUAGCUCUAAAGCACACAUCACCCCCCACUAAUUUUUCAUGUUUCCAACAACUAUUAAAAUGCAUGGCAUGCAUUUUACUAACAGAUAGCUUAGUCUCAGGGCUUCUACUAGAGGCACACACACUCUUCCCUCACCCUAAGGUGUACAAAGUGUCCUUCCACUGCCAGCUGUAGUAGCACCACCUUUAUCUUGAGAUUAUAACCACCAAACUGCAGCUUAGCUUUGUCAUAUACUGACCUGAGUAUUGACCUAUCCUCACAUGUUACUCACUCACUGACCCACCACUUACUCACUUAUUUAAUGUGUUAACACCAGCACAUUAGGGUAAGGAUAUGUCCAAGAAGUUUUAGGGAGGUGACCAGCUUAGGUGAAGUGAAAGGAUCUCAGGAUUUAUAAAAUAAAAGAUGUCUGCUCUUAAUCUCAAACACAAAGUCCUUCAAGUCUUUCCCCUCAGUAGAUGCUCUUCAGAAGCCAUUGCCACUUGCAAAAAUGGCACCUCCCCCGUGGUACACCAAUGUACAAGUUCUUCUCUCUGACCUAUGAUUUUUCUAUGAUGAAUCCUGUCUUUCUCUGCCAUUAGAGUAAAGAAAAGUUCUUAUUCUCUCUCUCUAUCUCCUUUCUCUUUCCUCUAGUACCUUUAUUUACGUACCCUGUUAAAUCUAAUUUGAUUCUUCUUCCAAAGCCCCCAGCCUCUAUCUACUCGUACUAAUGCUUCUUCUUUCUAAUCUUAUUUGCAUUCAUAUUAUCCACCCAGGUGGUACACCAAUAAGAGGUAAGAGUGCUGAACUGACGUUCACAGAAUGAAAAUAAUACAAAUUCAUUCUUGCUGUCAACCCAUCCAUUCACUUGAAUCACCUCCAUUUUUGUCCUGUUUACCAAGACCAAAUCCCAUUUCGUUCAUAUGGACCUUCCUUCUUAUUUGUCCUGUUCUGUUGACUAAAUUUGUAUUCCAUCUUUUUGUCUCCGCUUUAUUUACUCCUUUGUAUUCUGGUUUCAAGAGCCUGUUUAGCUCAGUUGUGAUAUGCUUGCCCUGGCUCAAAUAAGCAUAUCCAAUGACAAUUAUUUUUUUAAACUCUAUUUUUUCCGUUCAUUUUUGUUUUCUUUUUGGCCAUAGCGAACCAUGUGUCCCUCUUUUUGUCCAACUAAAACAACCAAGCAUUUUUCCCCCUUAGCUGUUCUUGUUCAGCACUAAAAAUAUGCACAGAUGCUGUGGAAUCACGCAGGCAUGCUGAAGACAACAUUGCCUCUCCUCUGCUUUUUUCUCCCAAAGAAUUCUUUCUAUCUUUGCAAACUACUUUUUUUUCAUUUCUUCUAUUUGCUUUCCUCUCCUGUACCUCUACAAAAAAGCCCAAACAACCACUUUUUUGAUAAAGUUUCUACGGUGCUUUUUUUCUCUUUCACCUAUUUUUCUUACUUUUCUUGGGUUUGGAGACUAUUUUACUUUUUGACUUUUUUUCUUCAGGGUUUGUGAAAGGCAAACAGUAGAGUCUGGCGAGGACCUGAUUGGCUCAUUUUUGCCGUGUGACGGGAAGCUGGAGAGUUGUUGAUGCAUAAAGCCAUUUUUCCCUUGGUCAUGAGACACCACACUGCUGAUCCCAUUGGUGGAUUUUUAUGGGUGUCUUUUGUAGCUUUCACAAGCUAAAGCAGUGGUUGGUUGCUUUCUUGUCGGCUCAAGCCGAUAUUUUGAAUUUUGUCUUCUAAUACAAAUGCAUUUUAUUUUUCAGCUAAGGGUUGUCAGAAGGUUGUAAGUUGUGCCGACAUACAUUUCUUGCCAAGAUUUGCAUGUCAAAUACUUUUGUUACAGAGGGUUAUAUGUUGGUCUUACCUUACACAGUACUCUGAUUAACUUUUUUUCCGAUUAAAUGAGCAGCAUUUUUCAAUUUUUUUGUGCCAGCUGCAUUUUUUGAAAGUGACUUCACGUCAAAGAAGUCCCAAAUUAUUGGGUUAGGUAAAACUUCCUCUCGAUUUGUGAUUGAAUAUGCUAAAAUUCAUACCUAAAUUUCUUUCUUUCAAUUGUCUUCCCUUGUUAUGCUGCUUUCUUAUACUGUAAACCUCUUUUUGUUUGAUCCAUGUUUUCCUGAAGCAGUAUCACUCAUCCCCAUAUUGACCAGUCCAGUGACAUGUUGUAUAUCGAGGGCUCGCCCCUUUUCUUUAGAUUCAAAUUGAAGGGUUAUUUUUUUUUUUUACAUUGGCACUAGGAUGAGUGUCUUUCGAGACCCUAUAGAAUAAAAAAGUUACCAAUAUUUUUUUCUAAGAAGAAAUUUGUUACAAACUAAAGAAGACUUAGAUGUUUUUCUUUACUUUUGGUUCAUUUGACAGUCUUUUCUUUUCCAUUUUCUUUGUCGUUACUUUAGACCUGUUACUUAGGAUGAACAAUAUAUUUGUGUCGCUGUGUCUUGCAUGAUUACCAUUUGCAGCUAUCCCUCACCUUUAGUACGAUAACAGUCGAAAUUUAGCCUCAACAAGUGGCUGAGGCUUGGAUAAAGAUGGGGGAUAAACGUAUAAAGUUUGAGGGACAUGCUUAGAUUGCAACUUUUAUCAAACUGUCAAACCUCUGAAACAUAAAAAGCUAAACUAGAGCUAAAGAUGGUUUAUUCGGCCUCCUCGGGGCCAACAGAGUCCUUUUCUUUUGAUUCUGUCUUGCAAACUUCAAUUCAUCCAAAUGUUAACCAAGCACACGCCGCUACCCCGUUUGCUAUUCCCAACCAGGAGCCCUCCAGAUAGAGCAGAGCGAAGAGUCGGACCAGGGGAAGUAUGAAUGCGUGGCGACCAACAACGAUGGAACCCGCUACUCUGCUCCUGCAAAUCUAUACGUCAGAGGUAGGAAAGGCUGAAGAACAACACAUGCAUGCUUGAUCCAAAAAUAUGAAUUACCACUUAAAAUUCAUGAGAAAUCUUUAAAUCAGCCAGUACAGUCUGGGGAGAAAACCCUUUAGGCGACUGUAAGUAUGGUUUGUUUUGGAUUUGAUUUUGCACUGGACUUACCUGCACUGAUCUAAACCUACAGUAGCUGCUCCGUUAUGCAUAUCUAAUCCUUCCUGUUGUUUAUCCCGAGUUAAUGACUAGUUUGCUUGCUUUUAUUAGCUACUAAUUGUCGUUGAAACCCAACAUUUGGAUGUAGUAUCAGUCCUGAUUCUUUCCCCAACAAAGAACAGAUCCUUCAGACCUUUUUCUUCUCCCAACUGGUCAACAUUAGAAGGACAGAUUUGGUCUCAUACUUGGAUUGAUACAGAAAAAUAAAAAAUCAAGAGUUAAAUUUGGCAAAAUAAUUGGCUUUAAAAAAGUAUCACCAGUAUCUUCAAAUCCGGUCACACUAAAAACAUGUUUUUUUAUAUAUAUAUUCACAGAGAAAGUAAAAUAAAUGUGCAGUAAUAUAAACAGUAUUAUGUCAGAGCAUCUAACUUGUUUUUGCACUCAGCAGUGAAGACUUCCUUAUCUUAAUCUGACUGUAUUAUCAGGCCUCAUCUUUACAUAAGUGGAUAUGUGCAAAGUGAGCUAUAGUCUAAAAUCAAUGGGUUAAAGUACAGAUUUUAAGAUGUGUUUUAUAACCUUUUUGUAAUGUGUUAUCUAAUGAAAUACAGUUUUAAUGUAGAUUAUCCAUCUUAAACAAACUAUUUAGAUUUAUAUUAAUGUUUUAUUGAUGUCAGGGAGAUUCAAGGGGCUCCCUGCACUUUGAGACAGAAGGUCCUUCGAAUUGUUUAAGUCACAUUUGCACACCUAAAACAUGGCCUUUUUACUCUCUGUGUUUCCCUUGUUUUUCUCCUUUCCCUGUUUUACUUUAUUCUGCAUCAAUUUCCCUACAUCCCUCAGAGCUGCGAGAAGGUUGGUGGGUUUUAACUUUUUGAACACAACACAAUACAGAAGUCUGUUUAUUUUUGACACAAGUUUUUCUCAAGUUUUUUCUCUUUUUACUUCGACUGGUUUUAUUUUGAUCUCUGUGCCACAUUAAAUGUUCAUGUUUCCAUUAAGAAUGCCCCUGGUUGUUGUCAGAUUGCUUGGUCGUCCAACAGGUGGUGCAUGUUUGCAUCUUUGAGGUGGGGUGGUUGGGGAGCAAUAUUUACAUCAGACCAAAGGUUCAUUUGCAUGGUCAACUCCUUAUCUUUUUCAUUGCCUUUCCUAUGUCCCAAACCUAAACCUGUCAGUGUUACUGCUCAGUUUCUCGAAUGGUAAAGUAUUCAAAUGUGAUCCUGACAUUUAAAGAAAGGGUAAAAUGUUAUUUAUAACGUGACAAACUUCACAAGAAGACAAACCGACCUCAGUUUCUGCAGUUCCCUUGUUAAUAGCUGCUGUUCUACAUAGGCUCUUUACUUCACUGUAUGAGCUCUGAAGCUCUCUCUCUCUCUCUGUCUCUCUCUGCACAGCAGUUUAAGCAUCACUACACUCAAAUUUUCCCUGUGGUGCUCCCUCCGAUUCAAGUUUCUCAGAGAUAAAAAUAUGUUAAAGCAAAAUCCAUCCUUUGUUGUAAUUGGCACUAAAGUCAAAGCACAAAGCUGUAAAAACAGCCUCGCCCUCGGAGAUUAUAUACUUCCUCUGACGCGGAUCUUUCUGCACAGGAAGUCAUGAAAGAGUGAUGUAUUUAGAGCGUUAUCCACAAGACUUGACAAAUGUAAUGAUAUUCAAAUGAGAAGGAUAAUAUUAUGUCUGUGGGGAGCGUGAUCCAAUUGGAUAUUAAUUAAAUAUUGAGUGAGAGAAACGUUGUAUUUAAUAAUGCAAGCAGUUCCCCUGGUUUGCCUCUCUGGAGGGCUGCAGUCUGCUCGACAGAAUGGGCUGUAUGAAUCAGGAGCAGGCAGCAGGAAGCGCCUGCCUGUGUCCCUGUCAAACAUCUACCUGAAAAAAGAGCUCGCUUACAGUCAGAGGAACAAUAAACAAGAAUAAACAUUAAUAUUCAAACACUGAGAAGCUGCAUAUUCCAGAUUAACGUGACCUGUAAAGCAGUAACACUGACUUUAUUUUUAAUUUUAUACCAAAAAUGCUCUUUUAGAUUUAUCUAAUUACCUAACCCCUGCUUUUGUACUAGACUUUUACCAGAAAUUUUAUGUAUCUAAUAAUAUUUAACUUAAUUUUCUUUUUGUUAACUCCCUGCCAAUCCUCAGUGAUUCCUUGACCUCCCAGAGUCUUUCAUUUCUGCGUACUCCAUUAACUUUCUUUUACACUGUAUUCUCCCGCUGACCCAGAACCUAUUGGCAAAAACACAAAGUUGUUUUUUCCUCAUAUGCAUGGCAGAUUCAAGCUCCCAUCUAAAGGCUCUCAAAGCUUUUGAUGUCAUUAUGAAUGUAAUCAGUUUAGUUUCACUCAAAAGUGAAACUUUAACUUUGAAAUUGUGUCUUUUGUUUAGUAGAAAAGUGAUAUUUUGGGGGGUAAUUUGUAUCAACUAGAGCUGUCAAGUGAUAUGAAUAUGAUCAGUAUGAAUCAUUCAAAAUAAAACCUCAGCACUAGUUUAAGUGAUCGAGUAGUCAGAAACAAAAUUGCUCCAAAAGCAGCUUUUAAAUUUUGGUGGACUUGUUCCUCUCUCACACAAUUGUCUUGUCAAAUAGAUGUGCCAAUUAUUUCCUUCAGUUUUAAGCACCAAGGACAAAAUAAUGUGUAACAUCCAAAUACAAGAAAGCUACUCACUGCCUGUUGCAACUCAUUCCAAACAGUUUAAUUUGGCAGAGGUACCACCGUUGGAAAGGCAUGCAGGAGUUAGUCAUCACCAUAUGAGCACACUUUUCUCGCUACCCAGGGGCCAAAGGAUGGGACAGGGAAACAUGUUGAUCCAAAGUAUGAAUGCGUAUCACUUGACAGCCCUAGUUUUGACUUUUGACUGAGCCUGAAGAGCAAAGCAGAAAAAUCAUCGUCCCUAAUUUGCCAAGACUUUUUUUUCUGUUUGUGUGAUGUGAUAAUGUGACGCGGCACAUUGUUUCACAUCUGCUGGAAGUACACAGCCUAAAAGUUGUGUCUUUGAUACAACUGAGGAGUGCUGUCAGCUGUCCAGCACUUUUGUACAUCUGUACCAAAGUAUUUUGUGCAUGUGUCUCAUGCUGCUGUUAAUUCAUCCACCAUUUAAGUUUUUAAGUCUUUUAUUAAAUAUGUAAAAUGUGGUUUUUUAAACAGGUUUCAUUUUAAUGCACAAAUUAAACCUGCAAAACUUUAUUUCUUAUCAGCUAAUUUUCAACUUAUUUAGCCACUUUUUGUUUUGGCAACACUUUGUCGUCUUUCUGAAACAGAUCUUCAGUUGUUUCUCUGUUUGCCUGGUUUUCAUACCAUGUUUUGUCUUUUUUCAGUGCGGCGGGUGCCCCCACGAUUCUCCAUUCCACCCACAGACAAUGAGAUCAUGCCGGGCGGCAGUGUCAAUAUCACAUGCGUGGCAGUGGGCUCGCCCAUGCCAUAUGUCAAGUGGAUGCUGGGCGCCGAGGACCUUACGCCAGAGGACGACAUGCCCAUCGGACGGAACGUGCUGGAGCUUACAGACGUGAGGCAGUCGGCCAACUACACCUGCGUGGCCAUGUCCACCCUGGGGGUGAUCGAGGCUGUGGCACAGAUAACAGUGAAAGGUAGAACUGCUUUUUAUUUAUUAAAAAUUGCAAAAACAUCAGGCUAGAAUUGAACUCACAGCAGCAAGUGUGGACAAAUCUCCAAAGCUCUGAACAUAUUCUUGAAUUUUUAUGGAGGAAAAAAAAAAGUGCAACUAGAGACUGGUGGAAGUCUAGUACCCAAGCAGAGACAACUGCUGGUGCUUUAAAGAAAAGUUAUUUGCCUCGAUAAAUCUUCUGCGGAGUAUUCCUUAAAGCUUUAGACAAGCCCUGGCACCAGCCUCAGUGCAUUAGAUGCCAGAUUGAGAAUAUAGUGAAGUGCUUAUCUCUCAGCUGGAGUGCUACAAAGCCACGAGCUCACCAUCUCCGCUAGCAAGAGGUAGAGAGGAGGAGGGGGUGUGAAACGUUGUGAGUAUUGUUUGGUGUCCUCUGUAGGCAUGGUACUUAUCUGAGUGUAAUCAUAUCUACACUGCAGCGUACCAGAGAGAUAUCCCAGAUUGGUGUCGCCGUGUUCACGUGCACACAAGGGACACACUGACGUACACACACAAAGACACACACACACACACACACGUAGACCUUCAGCUUUGUUUUUCCUAGACAUAACAGAGAUAUUAGUCACAAUAUAGCAGUCUGGCAGUGGGCUACCCCAGAAGCAUACUUCAGAUGGCAUAUAAAGACAAUAUAUUGCCCUAAAAAUCUUUUGCCAUGUGCCACAGUGCAGGGAAUUAAAGCAAUAAAUUUACCUGUUAAAUUAUUAAAGUGAUAAACACAGGGAGAUCGGAGAUUAACGACAACGGCACACUCAGCUGCCGAACGGGGGGCGUGCGGGGCUUUAAUCUCACGCAUUAAUUCAUAGAAAACUUUCUUGUUUUUACGAUUGUAAACUUGAAAAGUGGAAUAACAUUAGGACUAUACACCCACCUUACAAAGCACCCUUGUGACUUAAGAUUUACCGGGUAUCAUCAGUAUCAAGUGCAAUGAGCUGGCAAAUUAAUGUGAUCAAUAUAAUUCAACCAUUUGCAAAUUAAAAUCAAGCCUCUAAGGCCUGAAAUAUUAAAUAAAUGACUCUACAGAGGCUAGGCUUUUUAAUGUUUGCUCUAUUCUGCAUGUUGUAUAAAUAUAUUUAUGUAAUAUUUGUUCUUGCAGCAUUGCCUAAAGCUCCUGGUGUUCCUGUGGUGACUGAGCGAACAGCCACUAGUAUUACACUGACUUGGGACUCUGGAAACCCUGAACCAGUAUCUUACUACAUUAUCCAACACAAAUCCAAGUACUCGGAGGACUCGUACAAGGAGAUAGACGGCGUGGCAACCACUCGGUACAGCGUGGGAGGCCUCAGCCCAUACUCGGACUAUGAAUUUCGCGUAGUGGCGGUGAACAACAUUGGGCGAGGGCCACCAAGCGAGAGCAUCGAGGCCAAGACAGCAGAGCAGGCCCCCAGCACGGCCCCCAGGCAGGUCAGGGGUCACAUGCUGAGCACCACUACAGCUGUCAUACACUGGGACGAGCCAGAGGAAGCCAAUGGGCAAAUCAUGGGCUACAGAGUGUACUAUACAAUGGACUCCACCCAGCAUGUCAACCUCUGGGAGAAGCAGAUUGUUCGGGGGUCCAACUUUGUCACCAUUCAAGGCCUCAUCCCCAAUAAGACCUAUUACAUCAAGGUUCUGGCCUACACAUCAGUCGGUGACGGACCACUUUCUCCCGACCUUCAGAUCAUCGCCAAGACAGGAGGUGAGCUCAGCUCGGAGAAUUUGUAGUGAAUAAAUCAUAAGUUUAAUAAAUAUCCACACUCAGCAGUUGGAUUUGGAUUUGGAGUGUCACGAAAUCUUCUGAAGCCAUAUUUGUUGUUACCCAUCCUCAUUAGUGGAUUAAACAAAGCUGCAAAAACACAAAUAUCUCUGGGCUGCCAACAAAAAAAGUUCAAUUGACUUUCGAAUGCAAGAAGUAAAUUAAUUUGGAAGAAAGUUAACAACAACAAACAAAAAAGUUUGAGUAAGGCUUCAGCCCAAGCGAGGAGGGUGACUUUUACCUCCAUGAGGUGUCCGUGCAUAUAUGACUGUAAUGAUAGUGGAUAUUAAAAAAUAGUGCAUGAUAAAAUUGAGUGAUGAAUUUGUGUCUUUACUCCAUUUACAGUUCCCUCUCAACCAACUGACUUCAAAGGAGAAGCCAAAUCAGAAACGAGUAUUUUGCUGUCAUGGAUCGCUCCGGCACAGACUGGACAGGAAAAUCAAAUCACAGGAUAUGAACUGAUGUACAGGAAGAGGGACGAAAAAGAGGAGGUAAUUAUUUCCUGGCCUGAGCUCUCGUAGCAAUACAUCAGAUCGAUCUACAAUAAAACCUAAAUACUCAUAAUCACACUGCUCCCAUUUGUCAAGAUGUAUCAGUUUGAUUUUAUGUGAUGAAUUUAUGUAUUUAUUGAAUUAUUUUCUGCUAUAUUACCCAUAUUAUCCCUUCUGAUUAAUUAUGAACAAACUAUGCCACUAAUUAUCCAGUAAAACGUGUUCUUAUGCAACUAGAUCUAUAAGAUUAGAUUGUUCUAUCCCAGCUGUAAUUACAUACACAGUAUAGAUAUCUAAUAUACGAGUAUUUAUAUGAGGCAGAAAAAUGGAGUAAAUACAAAAAGGUUAUCUUAUGUUCAUCUUACUCCUACUCAGCAUACGAAAUUUUAAAAAGUUGUUUUCUUUUUCUCUCGGGCAAAAACCCAACUCACAUUAUAUUUUACAAAGCUGCAUCAUGAUGUUGUAAUUGAGACCCACAAAUCUUGUGUACGUCAUACAAAAACAGAUUUUCUGCUGAAGUUUGCUGGAGUAAAGUAUCUAAUUUUAAACUGAAACCAGCCAGUCUUGAAACAGAUGAAUAGGUGCUGUCCAGACAAAACUGCAAAAUGAAAAAGGAAGGUCUUUGCUGGGAUUUUUUGAGGUUGAAAAGAUGACAUCUGUUUCCUGAAGCAUAGUUUCAUGUUAGACCAAUUCACCCGUAUGAUGAAAUAGUCAGUUUCCCUUUGGUAUGGUGCUCUCAAGGUUGUUGCUAUCAUCAUCUUUUCUAAACGUCAACAUGUUUUUUCAGAUCCUAAAUGGCAGUAUCUUUAAUUUAAAACACUUCCUAGCUGGUGUUUACUCCAAAUUAUACUGUGAUGUGCAGAUUGAUGCUGUUUAAUAUUGCGCCUGACAUAAAUACCAGUGAAUAUCAUCUGAAAUCUAUAUCAUAACACACUACAUUUUUCUAUUGCAGAAAUGUUUUUUUAAAAAUCCAUCUAAACAGGUUCAUUCUACAUUCAUUUGAGAGACUGUUCACUCAAGUUCAGCAGCUUUGUUUCGUAUUAAUUAGGAAUAUUAAACUUUUGUAUAUAAUCAAAUGCAAAAAUCAUCCCUUCUGGAGUUGUUCCACGUAUUUAAACAUUUUGAAUCAUGCUGCUGAAAGUCUCUUUUGCUUCUCUAGGUCAUACACAGGCAUCACUAGAAAAUAAAACCUCUUUCACGAUCAGUUAAAAACUCCUUACAGGAGCUUUAAAAUUUUGCUCCACUCAUUUAUGACUUUCUGAAACUCUCCUUGCAGAGACGUAUCAGCUUUGAGCCGACGACGACAUACCUGCUGAAGGAGUUGAAGCCCUUCACCACUUACACUUUCCGUCUGGCUGCCCGUAGUAAACAUGGAGUCGGGGCUUACACCAAUGAGAUCUCUGCAGAGACUCCUCAGACACGUAGGUCUUCUUCCUUAUCCGACAGAGUUUGAACUCCUUUUGGUAGGAACACAUUUUCAAAUGCAUUCAAAAUGUAAGAUGUUGCUGAGAAAUCCAUGUCAGGGCAAAAUUGUCCAGAAGGUCCUGACUACAGAUAAAGAGAAGAUGACUUUUUUUUCUCUUCCAUGCAUUUGAAAAGUUGUAAACAUCUUAUAAAGCGUAAAUAAGUGUUGCCAAGUCUACCUGCCCAUGCAGUUUAUUUUCUUUAAAAAGGCUGCAUGGCCAGAGUACACAGGCUGUCCUGUGAAGUCAAGAGACAAGGUUACACACCUUUGUUGUGCAAAAACAGUCAAGACCAAAAUGAAUGAAUGAUAAAAUCUUGAAUUAUUGAUAUCAGUGCCCACAUCUUUGAUACUGCACCGUUUCUCUAUGAGCAAAGGGCAUUUUAGGAUGCCUCGUCUCUUGACAUUGCAUGUCAGCCAAAAAAAAAAAAAGAGAAUAGCAGAUUUUAGAGACUGAGCUUUCUAUGUCGAGACACUACCAAGAACUAACUCUCUGAACUUCAAAGGGAUUUCCCCUUUUUGUCAUUGACAUUCAGACUCAAAUUAAAUCAGAAUCAAUAAAGUUAUGAUGAAACCACAUCAUAGAAAGCUCAAAGCAAGUACUGUCUCCAAAGUUAGGAACUUAUCAACUCAGAAGACCUCGGAUUUAUGAAAGAAGUCUCGAUUGAUUAAUUGGAUUCUGUUCAUUAGGACGUUAAAUGAAAUCAGGCGCGGUUUAACCGGCUAAAGCACAAGUUUGUUUGAAGGCACGUCUUAACUAAAUCUGAGGUCUCUAAAAGACCAGGGCACAGAUCAGGUGGGUAAAGAAAACAGAGUAUUAUGUAUGUGCUGAGGUUAAUGACAAAGUGCAUGCCAAUGUUAUCAGACUUGAAUAAAUCAGUCAUGUCUCCUUGGGAAGUUCUCUGUUGUACAAUCAGGCUUUUACCACAAACCAACAGGCUUCGGAAAGGUUGGUGACCAAUACAACAUUUUUCUAUUUUGAACUAGUUGAAGCAUCAACCUUUAUGUUUUUGGAUUGAUGGUAACUGCUUGCCAAACUUAUGGAGUUGAUUUGUACAUUUAUUUUGGAAUGGUUUAUCUUGAAUUAUUUCUGAACUUCUUUGAAAUAGUUUGAGGUUUUUGUUGUAGAGUUUAAGGUUUCUAAGUAACAGUUUAUAUUAUAGGAUAUAUGAUUUUUGUUUCCCUUUGUUUUUAUAAUUUUUUUUUUUCAUGGCAAAGGUAGGUUACAGAUGUUCAAGCUGUCCUUUAUCCCAAUCAACACCGUCCAUUCAUCAUCAGUGUGUACACUUUUUAGUUGGUCUUCUCCUUUUGCUUUGUCUUUAUUUGUGAAGUUUCAUUUAUUCAUUAUACUUUUUCAUUUAUCCAUUUAAGUCCUUGUGCUUUAUCCUCAUUUUGUGUAUUUUUAUUUCCCUUUUUUUUUUCCUUUGUUUGGUCAAUUCUACCAUCAUCACCCUGAACGAACCAAAAACUGAAACUCCUUUAAAACAAAUAAUCCAACUCAAUGAAUGGCCUGACCAAACAAAAAAACCCUGCACCUACACCUGCACCAAAAUCCAACCCACCAACCAGAACCCUCGGGCCCACCUCAGGAAGUCAAGUGCGAUAGCCCCAGCUCCACCACCAUCCUGGUAAGUUGGAGGCCGCCCCAGAUGGAAUUACAAAACGGGAUCAUAACGCAAUACACCAUCCAGUAUGCCGCGACCGAAGGGGAGGACACUACAACUCGUCAGAUCCCUGGCAUUCCUCCGGAAAGCUCCCAGUACCUUUUGGAAAACUUGGAAAAAUGGACAGAGUACAGCGUGACAGUCACUGCUCAUACAGAUGUCGGAGCAGGACCGGAAAGCCUCCCACAGCUCAUCCGCACAGAGGAGGAUGGUAUGUGUUCGCAAAAACAAAGCCCCAGCUGCAAAAUCAGUCUACCUCUCUUAAACCUACCCCGACAAAUACUAACAACCUCGCUUAUAUCUACAAAUCCUUCCACUUCUCUACCCCUCUGCCUGCCUCUAACAUGACUGUCACCACUUGCUACUUUUGAUCCCUAUUUUUGGACUUUUUUGCCUCAACAAACUGACUCACUUUUUUUGUUUUUACCCUACGCUGCUCAAUUUCAACACAUGGUAUGGCUUUUUUUUUUAAUUUGCAGGCCUCAACUUCCAGUCCCAACUGUCUUUUUUUGAUCAUUUUUGAAAUGAUAUUCUGCAAACUUUUUGAAAGGCAGCAAUUUUUUUGGGAACUUGACAAAGAACAAGUUCUGGACAGUGGGAAUACAAAAAGGUGGAAGAUUUUUUUCUUUUUUCUGAAGGCCAUUUUUUUUAUAUUUUCCCCUCAUGUGGUAGAACCAUUUUUUGCUCAUUUUUCCUAACUCCAUAGCCAAAAUUCUUGAUGUGCUUCAAGCGUUUGUAAAACUUGAAGCCCCCCUUUGGCUCCACUUUUCUAUUUUGACAAAACACAUUUUUAUUCCAUGUUUUAUAAAAAUCCACUCGACCCAUUUUUAAUGUUUCAAGAUUAGGUCAGCUGUCAGACCUGUUUUUGCUGUUGUUUUUUCCCCCCUUACCAUUGUUGAAAUAUUGAUGUCAUGCAGUGGUUGUCGCAGUUUCGCUGCACUUUUGUGAUUUUUUUUGUCACUGCAGCAUUUUGCGCUACAGCUUUUGGGCAAGAUUAAGAAAAAAAACAAGCAGAUGAAGGGGUUCUCUAUAAUUUGACCUUUUUUCUUCUAUCCCAUGGUGUUCCUCCAGUUCCUAGCGGGCCACCUCGUAAAGUUGAGGUGGAGGCUGUCAACUCCUCAUCAAUUAAAGUGAUCUGGCGUUCACCGAUGCCAACCAAGCAGCACGGUCAGAUUCGAGGGUACCAGGUGCACUAUGUCAGGAUGGUUAAUGGGGAGCCCACAGGACAGCCAGUCAUCAAGGACAUACUGAUUGAUGAUGCCCAGGUACGACUACUCAGCCAGACACUUCCUCUCGCAGACAUUUGGUAUUGCUUUCUCUGUCAAACUUUGAAAUGCCUCACAGCAAAGUCUUUUACUUGAAGAGGAAAAAACUAUACAACAGAUUAUAUCAGUAUUUCUACUGAAUGGGAUUGUAGGACAUUUUUUGAAGAGAGAUUGCUACCUUUACUUUGAUUUGUUUGCUUAAUUUAAUGGUAGCAGACAGACUGUGUGGUUGAUCAGUACCGGUUACCUGUCCUUAUUUGUUCUCUCUUCUCUCUCCAUAUUCUUAUAUCAUAAUCAGUGGGAAUAUGAUGAUUCAACUGAUCAUGUGAGUAGUUUAAUGUGUCAAAAAUGCCAAUCUUGCUUUUCCCUGCUCUCAUCCUCUGCAUGAAUGGCAUGUGGCUUUUGUGCAUUAAAGGAGUUCAACAGAAGAUAUUUAUUUACCAUUAAAAGUGCAGAUUAAAAGCUUUGCUAAUACUUUUGUUUAAAUGUUGUAUUUCACCUUUAAAGUCUCAGAGUCUUUGCUGGCAGAUCUACUUUGCUCAGCACAAAAGAAACUCUGUAUUUCAAGAUAUUUAUUUGCCAAGGCUUCUUAACACAUUCCUUUUUAACCAUUUAGCAUGCCUCAUCUUCAAGUAUUCACAGAGAGAAUGUGUUUGCCCUGCGUGAUGAUUAUGUAGCCUCCGCAUCCCACUUUCAUCCCUUUACUUGCUUCAAACUGCAUAUCAGCUGGCGAGUGUCCUCCAGCUAAAGCUCUGCAUCUUUACAGGAAAUGAUCAUCACAGAGCUGCAGGCUGAGACCACGUAUUCAGUCACCGUGGCAGCCUACACCACAAAAGGCGACGGGGCACGCAGCAAGCCCAAGCUGAUCACCACCACUGGUGCAGGUAACCAUCACUGACCACAAACACAGAAGCUACUGUCUGCAGCAUUUAGUGUUCGUAUUUUUUGAUCAGGUAAACAUAACCUGUGGACGAUACGUUGUAUUCAGUACCUGCAAAACUUGCUUUAAAUCAAGGAGGUGCUCUAGCUCCACAUUUAAGAAGUUAGUAAGGCAGGGAAGUCAGGAUGGUGAGUGAUUAUAUUGUGGUCAUAUAUGAGCCGCUUACAUCGUAAAACACAGUGCUGACAAUCUCAAAAGUUUGGAUACAUAAACACCAACAUCAGUGUUUGAGUAAGCCUACUGUCUGCAUCAGAUCUCAGACCGUUUUCUCAGUAAAAGGGCCAAGCUAGUCCCUUGCAGGUAAUACACUCUCUAUUGACAGGAGCCUCAGUACAGGCCCACUUCAAAAAACAAACUAUCCCUUUAAACAUAAAACUGCAUUUCUGCCCUGCAAAGCUUUGAAACUACAGUCAAUACGAGGGGAGGAGGGGGGAGCACUAGGCAAGCUUUCAUGUCAGUGAGCAUUUAAAGUGUGAAUGCAGCUAAUUGCUGUCUCAUUUAGUGCAAUGACUCUUACCCACUGGUGUGACACUGCAAUCCUGAAGGCACUUUAAAAGUAAUGGAAAAUGUAGAGCGUGUGAAAGUAAGACUAAAAAUGGACUCUUCUCCGGUUCAGAUUUUUCUCUUCUCUUUAGACAGCAGAUCUGUGAUGAGUAUGACAAGAUGGAAGCACUAGCUCUGUAUUUGUAACAAGUCAUCUCUUUUUUUAUGUUGUAGUUCCUGAAAAACCUAGGCUAAUGGUCAGUACCACCAAUAUGGGCACAGCUCUCCUCCAGUGGCAUCCCCCAGCACUAACCCACGGUCCCCUGCAAGGCUAUCGCCUCCGAUUCGGCCGCAAGGACGUGGACCCGCUGACUGUCAUUGAGUUCCCCGAGCGAGAGAACCACUACACCACCAAAGAGAUCCACAAAGGAGCCUCGUACACCUUCCGCCUCUCGGCGCGCAACAAGGUGGGCUUCGGUGAAGAGACAGUGAAAGAAGUCACCACGAAUGAGGAUGUCCCAAGCGGUUACCCUCAGGCCAUCACAGCAGAGGGUGCCACCACCUCCACCAUUCAAGUUAGCUGGCAGCCUGUUCUGCUGGCAGAGCGAAAUGGCAAAAUAGUCAAAUACGCUCUGCAGUAUAAAGACAUCAACAGCCCACGCAGCCCCUCCGAACUCUUCAUCACCGCCCCGGAAUCAACAGUCGUCCUGGACGGCCUUAAAGCAGAUACCACUUAUGAUAUUAAAAUGUGUGCCUUCACCAGCAAGGGCUCUGGUCCCUAUAGCCCAAGUGUCCAAUUCAGGACACAGCCUUUGGAUCAAGGUAGGACCAGUCCCUGAACCUUUUUAGCCCUUUCCUUCUGAAAAAAAAAAAAAAAAAAAAAAAUCAACCUUUCCAGCAACAGCAGCUUCCCCUGAAAGCCACAAAUGGCAGGAGUUGACGGAGAACUUUGACAUUUAAAUAUUCUCCAAACCCUUGUCCCCCCCCUCCCCUAAUCUUACCAUAAUUUAUGAAACUCUCAUGGUGUGAGUCUGUUUGUUUCUUCAUGUCUUGUCAGUCAAGCAAAGGUCAGUCAUUAAUUUAUGAGUUGGUGUUGAUAAGAAGGUAAGAGGACAGUGUUGAGUUCAGUGUAGUACCGAUUUCAGCCUGGUUUUGACGGGGAAGUUCUCAGGUAAGAGAUGAUGUGGGACCAUUGGUGUAGUUAGGCAAUAAUGGGAUGUUUUUGUGUCUAAAUCAUCUGCUCCCCCUUUCUUUUAGCAGUGUUUGCAAAAAAUUUUCACGUGAGAGCUGCUAUGAAGUCGUCAGUGUUGCUGACCUGGGAAAUCCCAGACACCUAUAAUCCGGCUCAACCUUUCACUGUGAGCACUAACAGAAUAAAUACAUAUUCACAUGAACUGCAGAUAGAUACAAAACAAAUAGAUUCAUUUUACAUCCGCAGCCAUAGACUUGAAUGUCUAUAUGAAAUAACUUAUUUGUACACAGAUCCUGUACGACAAUGGGCAAAGCGUGGAGGUGGAUGGGAAGCUAACACAGAAGCUAAUCACGGGUCUUCAGCCAGAGACGCAGUACUCCUUUCUCCUGACCAAUCGUGGCAACAGUGCCGGAGGUCUGCAACACCGUGUGUCCACCAUGACAGCUCCGGACAUCCUCAGAACCAAACCACAGCUGAUCGGAAAGACUAACUCGGAUGGUAUGGUGACCGUGAAGCUACCGGUUGUGCAGACGUCUGAGAGAGUGAGGUGAGCUGUCACAACCACGAACCAAACCUGAUCACUUCUAUAAGAACUGUCUUCGAUCUCAGAUUUUUAAGCUAACAGCACCGUCAAAUCCACAUCACUGUAACACUGGAACAGCACAGCUGAUGUUAACCAGUCUAAAAUCAUCCCAGAGUCGAUAAACAGACCUUGAGUGUAAUCUUGGUUGACUGAUUUUCCAAAUUCAGAUACUUGUUGGUGCCAACUCGUGUCAAGUAAAAUCCACUUUGACUCAGACAGCUCUUUUGUUAGCUGUCUGGCUUGUGAAGACAUCAGUAUUACUCAGGGGGACUCUGUCCGUUGUAAAUGUCUAUGUUACUGUCUAUUAUCUAUCACUGAUGCAUUUUAAAUGGAAAUAAACAAGUUGACAUGAUAGCUGACCUUGUCGGGGGUAAUUCCUCCAAAACAGAGUCAUUUAUAUUCAUCAUUACUUUUCAGUGUGAUCUCCACUUCACCUCAGUCAUCACAGGCUGAAGCAGCCCGACUCAUUUAAGCGCACUCCUCUAAGCCCUGCGAAAUCUCGAACAGCUUUUCAACAAAGCCCAGGGUUGUCAGGGGUCCAAGGAGUACAUCCGACUGUGGAGUGACGCUUCGAACCCAUCUUGUUUUUUUGUUUUUUUUCAUUUUGAUCUCGCUGGAUGCACUUGGCCCACUGUCUCCCAUGCCAGAGCUUAAGCUAAUUAGGUUCCCAUUAGCCUGCCACACUGCCUUCCUGGCUAGCCCUAGCUUGUGCAGUGGCCAACCAGAAAGCCCGGAACAGUCUGGCAGAGGCUGUUAUCGCUCUUGCCACCCUGAUAUAGGGAUGAAAAUCCCUCUAAUUCUGUAUCUUCUCUGCAUUCACAGAGGUCUCCUAAUUAGCCAGUGGGGCUUUGAGUGAGGUGAAACUGUAUUGCCUAACCUCUCUGAGUAUGCUUGAAUUAAAUAGCAAACAGAGAGGAAAAUCGUCCUAAUCAGGGUGCAGAACAGCGUGAAUGUGCGUCUUAGUUUCUAGAGAGGAGACUAUCCUCUCCAAUGCGGGUCAACAUGGUCUACACUCAUGUUUGCUAGGGAAACAGUGUCAGUUUAUCAGUAAAUACCACUGGUAUGCCUUCACUUAAAAUAAGUAGCAUUGUUUUGCUUCUAAUGGAAAUUAAUUAUACUUUGCGUUUCAUUUUAAGGGGAUAUUACAUUGUGGUGGUGCCUCUGAAGAAGCAGCGCCCUGGCAAGUUCUUCAAACCCUGGGACAAUCCUGAUGAGAUGAAUUUGGAGGAGGUAGGUUCGAGGCGUGAGCUUUUUAUUAUGACACAAGAGUUAUUUUUUUCUAUUAUUCAGCUGUUGUAUUGUCUUCUUAACAAAGCAGGGGUAACUGCGCGCAUAUCUUACUCUUUGCUUUUCUCAAAACUGGAGAAAUAAGUUGAGGCAGUUAAGGGAGCAGGAAGAACAGGAGAUGAGUCUCGCUGAUUGACGCAAAUAGCAGCAGAGAGCACUGUUCAUAUGGAAAUGAGAACAUGAAGUAGCCAUCAAGUGCACUGCAAACUCAACCCUCCUCCCCACCUCCUCCUCCUCCUCCUCUUUGUGUCUGUGGUAAUUACCUGAAGAGCUGCAUAAGGCCUUGAUGUCUCUUCUCAUUCCAGGCAAGCUAGGCUCAUACGUAUGCACUAAACACUUCACAACUUUUAUAUUUAGCCAGUUGAGGUAAUUCAGGAGCUUCUGUCCACUGCAGACCUGAUUGGAUGUGUGAGCAAAUUAAAGUUUUAUCACUUUGUUCUCAGAGUUGUGGUUGCAUACCAGGUGCUAACGGCGCCACACCAACAGAAUUUGUCCUUAAAAUUUACUCUGGCUUGAAUUCUUCUUUGCAAAAACCCAGAGAGAGACUUAUCUCUGAUAUUUUCAGUUCUUUAAGUAUUUAUGUCUCUUGUAUAAACAACCCAGUAUAUCACGUGUCGAGAAGGCCAAGAGAAAACACACCGUGUCUCAUCUGGCAUUGGCUUUACAGCUCAUGCCUACAGGCCCGUGUCUGCAGCCUUGACCGAUUGCCCAAAUGUCGCCCCUCUGUCAGAAUUUAUUUGUUUGUCAAUACUGGCACUCACCUUUUCACAACUUUUCCCAAGGGCGGCUAGAUUUAGCCGUGUUGACAGCAGAGAUGAUUGAAGACAUUAUCGGGCUGCACCAACAGCCCCGCAGCCAAAACAGAGCACACACGAGAGCGCACACACUCUAAUGUGAAUGACAGGCGCACACAGUACACACACACACACACACGCACAUACUCAUCUGAGCACGCUGGUAAAAGAUAUGAUAUCAGACACCCUAACUACUAGCCGGGGAUGAUUAGCAUAAUUAUGAUUCACGCUUGGUGGUGGAGGUUGAAAGUCAGAUGGUAGAGGCUUGUAUGAAGGGCACACCGGGGUUAGCUCUGUUAUCGUUUUAGGGUUUUGGGGGGCCAUUUUUUUCUCUUCUUUUGCCUCGACAUUAUUUAAACAAGGGCGGUUAGAGAAAAUAGUGAUCAAUAUGUGAUGCAUCCUUUCCAAAUUUAGAAAUCCAGGUCUACAACAACAGUUUUUGAUGUUUAAGACGUACUCUUAAAUCCGAAUAAACCUGAGCAGGAGUCUAAAUCCAUUAUAAACACAUGCUGCUAUGACUCACAUUACAGUACAUAUUUUCUGUCAAUAUUUACCAACUCCCAAGAUACUAUUUACUCCCAUCUGGCCAUCUUAAAUGAAAGUAUUUGAUUGCGCCAACGAGAAAAACUAACUUCAAGUUGUAAAUUAAUUCAGUCUUAUUUCCAUCUAGCUCUGUUGGAUAAUCCUCGACUGGUUUUAUAAGCUGGAAAUGCAAACAAUCUUUUGGUUUUCUCAAUCUUUUAUGUUAAAAAAAAAAAGAUGAAUUAAGUCAUUGAUCUGUUCUGAAAUGUUCUGCUUCUUACAAUCAGCAUUUUCAGCUCAAAAUAAAAAAGGAACCGAGAUAGACAGAUUUGGUUUGUGUAAAUGUGUAUUCAUGUGUGUCCCUGUGCGUUAUCAACUGUCUGCUUCUUUCUCCUCACUGUAGCUGCUAAAGGAGAUAAACCGAACAAGCAGAGGCCUUCGCUUCCUGAGGCAGGCAGAACCCAAAGCCUAUAUUGCUGCUUACUUCAAAGACCUGCCCAAAGACUUCACCCUGGGAGACGGCACGAUCUACGGAGACUUUGAAAACAAGCAACUGCAGAACGGCCAAGAGUACAUUUUCUUUGUGCUUGCGGUUCUGGAGAUGUCUGACAAUGUGAGUCUGCUCUUUCAUGCAUGUUUCAUCGAAGUUUUAUCCGUAUAUUCAACUUGAAUCCAGCUGAAGAUAUGGAUGUGCUUGCCUUUGGGUUACCUUGUGCCACUGAUCUCAUGUUCUUUGCGUUAGAAAGUGUACAUGUCAAAGGGAUAAGAGAGGGUUGAAUAGGCGCCACUGAGGUGGGCGCCAGUGUUUGCUUCUGGUGUGAUGUGUUACCCUGAACCCUUGUGAGGCUUUGACUUGAAAACUUAAAACUGCAGCCAGCCUGAGAAGCUGACCCUUGAAGCUUCAGGGAGAGAAACCCCUUAAGACCUUUGCUGAUCGCAGGAAAACCUCGAUAACAGGGCUCCUCUUUAAUUGCGUCCAACGUGCGGUCCACCUUAUCUCCCCCGCUGCAGCAAGUGUGUAUGUGUGCAUAUGUCUGUCUGGACGGGAGACCAGAGAGCGGCAUGAUUAGGCAGCUGCAAGCGUGAUGAUGGAUUUGAUGAGCUGCGGGGUCUAUAGUGCUGCCUCGCACACUCUCCGCUAACCCCUAGUUCAGGUAGAGCAAAAAAACGAUAAUGACGGACAGAGGGAAAUCUCUAAUUUGCCCACUGAAGCAUAUAUUUUCCUCCCACAAGACCUUUUUUUUUAAUCUCCUUUUAGAAUGUGAAAUAGUUCAAUCAAGGCUUCUGUAUGGGAGAGAUAUCAAAGAUCGUGUUGAUUGGCCUAACUGCAGCUUUGCAGAAAUUGCACUGCGAAACUUUGGAUUGGCUUUUAAUUCGGAUUGUUGGUUAUGCCGUCUUUCACAGAACCUUUUUAGAUAUGCUCAGUAGUUGGGGCUAAAUGAACGAAAAUCUCUCUGCAGUGGAGUGAAAAUAAGUCUGGGUUUGCAGAGACACAUUCAACUCUGGGAUUAGCUGCUACGGUGUGAAAUUUUAUGAUAAUCAGUUAUAGUAAUCAGUUGUUUUCUUUUCUCUGGCUCAGAUCUUGUAUGCCACAAGCCCCUACUCGGACCCUGUUGUGUCAGCUGACAUUGACCCACAGCCAAUCAUCGAUGAGGAGGAGGGCCUAAUCUGGGUGGUGGGCCCUGUGCUCGCAGUCGUCUUCAUUAUAUGCAUCGUUAUUGCGAUUCUUCUCUACAAAAGGUGAGACUUUUUAAUAAAAACCUGCUUAUAAAGUUAUACAAAAGAUAAAAAUGUGGCGAGGGAAACUACACAUGGAAAUAUAUUUACAGGACAGUACAAAACAUACGCUUACAUCACAGGCAUCUGCAUUUAAAACACAUAAUUAACAAAUCAAUUCUAAUGCAUGACUAUUCAGUAUUUAACAUUCAUUACACCCACGCAUUACACCACCCAAAUCUUCAGAGAAAACAUCUGAAUGCAUCCACUGAAAGAAAGAUUUUAACUUAAAGCCUGAGGCACGAUGAUCCUCACACUCUCAGCCGAACAUGAGCUCUCUAAAUCUCAGACAAGUAAAUCCAAGCAAACAGCAACAACAACAAAAAAAAUAAAAAACUGCCAGCAAAUUCAAACACCCACAAUCCUUCACAAAGACGUGCGUUGACUGAUUGUUAAUCAGACACAUCCAUUUCCCCCCACUGCAAGCACAAACAUACACACACUCUUGAAACACAUGUAAAACUAUCAAACACUCGCGGUAAUGCACUCUCACACCGAAUCAAAACAGUCCUUUUUCUCUGAGCCUCCCAAGUGGAAGCGAGACCUUGAGCUGUCACUGCUCAUCAGUCAGAAUAUCUGCUGCAUGUCACUGCAUGUGUGUGCAGCUUUUGAGAGACCCUUGGGCCACGGCGAAAGACCCAGCAAACCCCCCCGUCUUACUACAGUCCAAUUCACAGGAGAGAGUAGCUCGACUCUGAUUCUGAUCGGAUGCUGCCCUUUUGCUCUGCUGUGUCACACACAUGCAAAUAUUUCAAAUCCAAACAUCUACCAACUGACUUUUUGUGUCUCUUCUAUUAUUUUUCAAGAGGCUCAAUUUCUACCCAGUCCUUUUGUCAAACUAUCCAGAAAUUCAAUGCAGUUCUUUAGAAGUAAUUCAGCAACCUGAAGAUGAGUAACAUGACAAUAAGUGAAAGAAGCACUGCAAGUGUACAGCUUUAUUCCUGCUCUCUCCAACACCUUAUUGUCCUUGGAUUCCAUUCAUGUCAACUUCUUGUUUGAUUCACACAAAGGUGAAUUGAAAGUGAACAAAGAUGGUGUGUGCGGGGGGCUUCACAGUUCCCAUUUGUGGCAGGCAGAUUUAUGCAUCGAUUACCCAGCCGCUGUCACCGCCACGUUAAGGAACAUUCAGUGCAUAACCAGGAGAUAUUUCUCUUGUCAAGAUCAAUUUCUAUGUGACAGAGUGCUCCUCUUGUGCAAAACAAAGGGCAACAACCAUGUUAUGUUGAGCUCCGGGGAAAGGACAUGGGGAUAACAAUGUGCGGCUUCAUCACAGGGAACAUAAAUCAGGGUAAAUUGUGCACCUUCACAUGGAAUAAUUGAAAGUCAAGUCGUGUGCGCUGCAAAAACAGCAGUUUUGGGUGUUUUAUCUGAUAAAUACAGUUUCAAAGUAGCAGCUAAAAGGUAGCAGUAUAAGCUUAAUUAAUGCACAUUCAUUCAAAAUGAAAAUCCCACAUGUUUGCAUUUGUACUAGCUGAUGCAUGAACCUUGAAUAUGCAUAACUCUCCGUCUUAAUAAAUGCACUAUUGUAGGCUUAUUUGCAGAAAAAGAUGAGGCGGCAAUUAGGAGUCAAGUGAUGACUUUUAUGCCUGAACAAGAAGCAAUCAGCUGAAACUGCUCGAAAAAGCAGAGAUACAAAGCACAAAUCUUGGAUGCACCUGGGAAUGUGUAGUAGUUGAGACAAAGAGCCCCAAGGCUGCAUAAUUGAGCAUAAUCUCUGGAGUGAAGCAUUGCUAAUCUUGCACAUAAAGCCAAAGUGAGAUAUGAUUGGUAUCAUUUGUCUCUUCUGCAGUCAUUCACAUAUUUUACAGGAAAAGUUUCUGGAAUUUUCCAUUCUAUAAAGCCAAAGGUCUUACCACCUAAUGUUGUGUCGAUAUUUCUUUUCUUGCUGACCAACGGAGCAGCAAACCAGACAGGUAAGAGUGAGAAAGAGGUAGAGGAAAACUAAUCCCUUUUAAACCCCUUUGCUCCCUGGACUGUUCAUAUUAUAUCUAAACAGAGAAAUUUCUGGCCCACUGGAGCUGAUGUGAUUUGUGAAAUCGUGCUGUUUACUUAAUCAGAAUGACCAAUGUACGACAACUGUUUCACCCGAUUAGCAAAGACGGAUGUUUUCUCCUUUUCUGAUGCUAAAAAAACAUAGAUUUCUCAUGUAUUAAUACCAACAACAUCAACGUAUACAUAGGUGGUUGUUACCAGCUACAAACUACAAUACAUGUCAAAUGUCCGAAUGCUUAAAAACGUGCAAUCUUACUGGUUAAACAGAGUGGUAUUGAGAGGAGGAAGCCCUAAAACAUGAUACAAUCCACAACAAUAGCCACCAAGUAAAUGAUGCCUUUGUGUUUACAUUGUUUUUAAGAUGCAGGUGACUUCAUAUCCCAAUUCAAGUCACACCCCCUUGACUAUUGUUUCAAAAGAGCUGCAUUGACUAUCUGACACAAUCAGUGGAAAGCUAACAUUAGCCUCCAGUUAAGAUGCUAUUUAAUGGCAAAGGCUAUUGUACUGGAUUGUAUCACACUGUGAAGUGAUGAUGGUUCUAGUUCCACCCCCCUGUAACCCUGUAUACCGUAAGAAUGCAGUCAUGUCACCUCCUUAAUUACGUAUUUGCCUGCAGGGCUUAUUAGGCCAUGGAGCAAGCUGUAAGAAUGCAUGGAAAUGAAUGAGAAGUCGAAUGUGAAAUGUGGUUGGUUUUAAAUACGAAUGAUGUCCUGUUUGUUCUGCAGAAAAAGGGCAGAAUCUGAAGCUAGGAAAGGCAGUCUACCCAACAACAAAGAAAUGCCCCUUCAUCAUCCAACAGAUCCCGUUGAGCUACGCCGUCUCAACUUUCAAACACCUGGUAUGUAUUUAAAAUAAAGUCAUGGAUGUCCAUCUCAUUUAGUGUGAAUUUACAACUGAAUAUGCAGCAUAAAAUAAAGGGUGCAAUUGCAGAGAGAUUGCUUGUUUGAGGUUUCAAGCAUACCCCAUAAUUAGAUGUGCAUCAUCCAUUGUUUGUUCAUUUGCUUUCAUUGCCAAUACCAUAAUGUCCCAAAAAUGACACGCCAAUUUCCGCAGCCGGAUUAGCAUAAAACAAGAGAGAGCAGUUUGCAGGUAGACAGAGGACAGGUGCUUAGAGAAAGCACGGAGGGUCAAAACUGACAGUUCCUUCCCUGGAGACACUUCUUGGUGGAAAAUGAAGAGGCAGAAAUGCAAGCUUGACAGUUUCAUGGCAUCUGUCGUCUUCCCCUGCACCUGCGUUAUCGAGGUCAUCAAGACCUGUCAUGCUUACUCAGAAUAGUGCCGACCUGCUUGGAUGUGAUCCUGCUGCUAGGACUCACAGGAUGCUGCGCGGUGGAAGGUGAGGGGAAAUAGAAAACGUGUCACGGCGCGGUGCUCCGGUCAGGAUGUGAGCCGGUGGGUGGCGCCGCACAAGUGGUGACACGCUGUAAACAGAAGUAUUUACUCACUCUGAACUUCGGUGCAGAGGUGAGCUGUGGUCAGCGGUCAUGCCCUAGCCUCUCAUCAUUCCUCAUCUAUGGAGAAAGAUGGGAGUCGACAUCUAUUCAUCACCUGAAAAGGAGGUAUGCAACUUUGCCCCUAUCCUGACUGAGAGAGACACGCUAUACUGCCAUUUGAGUUCCUCUGGCACCAACUACUUUGGGACAGGUGUUCACAGACUGCCAAUAAUGUUGUAAUAUCAAAGCCAUAUUUUUCAGGUCAGCUCGUAUGAAAGGAGAAUGAAUUAUCCCUCCAGGCUCAUUUUUUUGAAAAGAUUAUGCAUAUUUAUGAAAGCUCUUCAAUGAUGUUAGGACCAUUACUGGCUGUUUCAUCCUGGCAGAGGGGUAUUUUUCCUUUUGGCUCAGAGUGAUCUCAACCAUCCUCCCACUAUUUCGCUCGCCUCUCAAGCCAUCAUUUCUGCCCCCCCUCCCGACAGCCUUUUUUGAGAGCCGGUAUCUUGGCUCUCUCACUGCUCAAAUAGGACCGAACACUUUUUUUUCCUCCUCACCACGUGACCACUCUCUCUCGAGCCCUGAAGCGCUUCCACAUUAGACCACCUUUCUCCCUUUCUCUCUCAACCCGUUCUCUCACCUCUUUACCCCUCAAUGGACAUUUUCAUCUUAAGGAUGCUUGAUGUUUGAGCGACGGCGUGUUGGAAAUGGUACUUUUAUUGUCCCCUAGUGAUGGAAAUGGAUUUUGAGUAGCGGGCUGCAAUAGAAACACCCCUUACCGUCUUUCAGAGAGAUGGGAGAGUGGGUGGGAAAGCGAAGCACGGCUUCCAUUAGCUAAUGCCCACUUGUGCCAGCCACCGAAAUGAAACAUCACCUCUGUGCUGGAGGAUGAGAGACUGUCACCCAACUGGUGUCUCAAAAUGGCACCUGGAUUCUUUGUUGUGGAUAUUUGGCCAAAGGUUCAGCAAGGACAGCGUGUUACGAAGGCGUCUUGGUGAACAUUGUUCAGGCCAGCCUUUUUGUUUGACUAUAUCUCCGUAAAUACUGAUGACACAUUCAGAUUCAGCUAUGUCGCUCGACUUGGUCAAAGUCAAACUCUGUAACCAUGCAAGCACUCUGAAGUACACGUAGAGGUCCAGUAGUAUCUAAAGGUUGCUUUUGUUUGAUUCCCUGCAUGCUCUCUUAUUUCUCAGAAAUAAGCAUGCUUGCACAGCCAGGCCUCUAGCAUGACGAGUUUUACGUUACUAAUGAAUGUCCCAUUUAGAAAACACAUAAUCACCCAACCGCAUACUGUCACAUUAAACUUUUUGUCUUGUGUUUGUAAAUAAAAAACAAGUAGUCAUCACAUUGCUAUAACAUCUGCAAUGUUCUUAAUUACACCGCCGUUUCCUCCACAGGUUCAGGUGCGUCCAGUCACCCCAGUAACCUCCAUUUGUCAAGUUAGUUGGUCUCGAUUAUGCAUUUGACAUGAUUUGUUUUGGGGUUGUUUUCUUAGCUUCUACUCCCUUCUUUUCUGCUUAGUCUUGUAUUUCCAUCCUCAUCUAAUCCAUCGGGUGUAAAUGCUGAGUCAUAUCACAGGAGGCGGAGUUUGAAAUGACAGCCUGAAAACAUGUCAUCACUCAAAGCGAACAUCAACAUCUGGCCUAACAUUUUCAGUAUAAUUUUGGUUCUUUGUUUUCUGGGAUGUUUGUUUGUGUCUGUGUCUGACUGUCAUGCUUACUAUCCACGGCAGCUUCCUGUGCGAAUAACGUUCUUCUCUCUCAGUAGGGAGAGACCCAGUGUGCUGGAUGACUCCUCAUUGGCUUCUGUGUCCAUAUUCUCUCUAUGAGCAUGGCUGCUGCUUUGAGUGAACAAACUAGCCGAUAACAAGAUCCACUUCUCCAUUCCUCCCCCCUGUUAAAGACACAUGCUGCUUCUCUAAUGAGUCACUGUUGGCUUGUGCUUGGGUGACGCCCUCAUGCAAGACAGUUGACUGACCUCCAGUCCGUUUGAUUGACAGGUAUGGCCAGCCACCCUACAAUUCCAGUAAUGGAGUUUGCAGAUCAUCUGGAGCGCCUGAAAGCCAACGACAACCUCAAGUUUUCACAGGAAUAUGAGGUAAAUACACAAUUAUGAUAUUUGUAUCAGGUUAUAAUGUAACGCUGCUUUCAUAGUAUUGUCUAUUUCAAUUGUGUGAGACAAACCCUGAAGUGUUGCACUCAGUGAGACUGUCCUUGAGGGUACGAUCCUGUAGUUCAUUACCCGUGCCAGCCUCUUCUCAGUCAAAAAACCAUAUCAUCAAUAUGUCAGCUGCCUUUGGUGGAUCAUUGCCCAAUAAGGAGAUCAGGAUCGCCACCAUCACUCAGAAUAUUUCCCCAGACUAAGUCAGGGAUUUUAAACGAGCCAGAGUGUCUUUUCUUACGGCAGGCUUUUUAAAUGUCACAGCAUGACACACAGGUGUAAUUAUAUUAUUAAAAAUGGCUUUAUUUCAGCGGUGCCCAGACCCUGCUUCUGUACCGCCUGGGUCCUCGUCACGUCUAACCGAGACAUUUAAACAUAAAAGGGACCAUUAUGAAUGUUAUUGGUAACACCUGUGCUUUCCCUGCUUUGACAGGUGAAUAAUCCCAGCUGGGAAAAAGGGCCAUAAUAUGAGAGUGAAACAACUAUAUCUCACAAAAAAAAUAAAAAGAUAACACUGACAAGCAUAAUUGGAUGAGAUUACUGAUUUUCAUUCAAAGCAAGAAUGGUGUUCACAUACUAAUAUCUGAGAUUCACAACUCCAGUGCUGGUCUGUUUAAUCCUCUCAGCAAUUCAUUAUGUCCUGUUUAACAUACUCAUCUGAUUUACUGUGCGAAUUUAUCUGAAAUUAAGAGGACCAAAAGUCAUGGGUGCUGCUACCAAAUGUGUACCCAGCUAAAUUUCUAGGUUGGAAACAGAGUGAGAUUAAAUCUGAAUGGCUAUGACCCAAAAUCAACUGUUUCAAAUUGUAGAGAAAGCAGUCCGAAACGCAGUCUACAGAAAAAAAGGAAGCCUGUUCAUGCCUCAGGACUUUGGCUAAACAGCUUAACGUCAGUAGAAAUAACCUCUGGAUGCUGACACAGUUGAUGGACACCUGAUGGACACUGGCUGUUACAUGAGCUAGAUGGCUGAAGGUGGUGAGCGGGUGACUGACAUAUGCCAAAUAGGAGACUGUAUCUGGCUGUCUUCUUUUAUUUGAUUUAUUAAUUUUUGUCGGUGACUGUGAUGCAAUGUUAAACAGUCAUUUUAGCCAAAAUAUAUCCGACAUGUGCGAACUGCUGAUCUUGAGACAGAAGCAGAUCUCCUGGUCAAAUCUGGAGGAAACAGGGACCAGAUUGAUGUCUCUGAAUAGACAGAACCUCUGUUAAGCCUCACUUUGAAAUUAUUGGCCACUACCGGGAACAGAGGUUACAGCUAUGUUUAUGUUUUUGUCAUUAGACUUUUGAAACUAGAAGCCCUUAACGCUCAGGUGGCCUGUGUGGGCUGCAGUCAGACGGCGUGAAUGUUCAUCCUGGCAAAAGGUGAACUCAUGUUUGCAGAAUACUCAUUGAGCCUGAAGAACAGAGUGAGAAAGAGCUCUUUUUUCAGGGGCGGUGUGUGUGAGAUAGGAGCGGUCACUCUCCCUUUCUGCCCAUUUCUCUCCGUGGGUCCUGCAACAGCUCCAAAAUCUAUGAGGUCACCGUAUGGGUGGCUGCCAAGCUGCCCAAUCAUUACUGCAGCUUAAGUACAUUGAAUUCCAAUUUCAUAGUGCUUAUUCUGGAGCAGUGGAAAGCAAUUUUGUGAGCACAAUGAAAUGAAGACUUUUAUUAUAAGCAAUGUUGCAGCCCACUGUUUCAACAUGUUGUGAUAAAGUAUCAGACUGGGGGGGGGGGUGUUCCUGGCACACUGAGGCUGAAAAUAAUGCUGCUGAUUAAAGCAAACAAAACCAAACAAAGUGACGGAACAUUGACUGUAUUUACAUUGAGUUUAUAUGGUUUCAAAUGACUUUUGAUGCAUGUCCUUGUGAAGUCAGAAUAUUGUUGUUACCUUUUCCUCAUUGUCCUAGCCAAAAAUUAACAACCUAUUGAAUUUAUUAGGCCUGUGGCUCUUAUAAAUCACCCUAUGAGUAGGGUUAUAUUCAGAUGGACUAUAGGUGAGGUCAGUGUGGGCAUGUGUUGCCUUGCAGCAGAGUUUCUGCUACUUUCACUGGAGAUUAGGACAUAAAAGCAGUCCAUACUCAUUAAGAACACAAGCACAAUGUUUUCCCCGUUAUACGAAAUGAAAUGCUAUCUUUCAUGUCUUUGUAAUUUCCCUUUGCGAUAUUAUAUUUUAUAGUUCAUUUAUGGCUGAUGGGGGAUCAUUAUCAAUCUCUGCUUUACAAAGCUGAAACAGAGCUUGGGUAGCAAAUUGUGCCUCAAGUAGUCUCCAGUGAGGUGUUCUGGUGUGCGCCGUAAAGUCCAAAAAAUUAAACGAGGAAAGCCGAUGGAACACAAGCGUCUCCUCUGUGACCAAUUCGAUAUGUGUCUUUGUUAAAUCUAAUCAUUUCUGUGCUGAGGUUAUUUGAUGCCAAAGACAUCACACAGGUCAAAUAGUUGUAAAAAGUAAACUUAUUGGAUAUGAGUCAAAUGUUCUGAAUCUGCUCUCUUUUAUGCUCUUGAUUCAAGUUUGACAAGUCCAAUGUCUAUUCAAUAGUGUAAGGUUGGAAUAGAUUUCAACAAGAUGUCUGGGUUGGCCUUUCUCUGUGCUAAAAUAUACUCCAUGUAAAAGAAAAUGACAUCUAUUGGACUUAAUAACCUUACACAAUAUUAAAUGGAGAACAUUUCGUGGUCGCUUUUUGAUUACAAGGCCUGAAGACAAAGAUAUAUGUGGCCGAUGUGACAAAUUUGCUCCUCCUCUGCAUGCUUGAGGGUUAGAAAUAAAGGAGUAUUUUCAAUUUAAAACGUCUUCUGGUCAAGUUUAGUGUUCAUAUGAGGAGGUCUGAAUGCAGCAAUAAUCAAAUAUGUGCAUGAAAUUUAAAGAAAAUACUCUUAACAACUAUCCUCUCUGUUUUUGUUUGGUAUAUCUCCAGAAAUGAGUUUUAGUAUAUCCUUAAAACAAAUGUCCAAUGAAAUUUAGAUCAAAUCUGAAUGAAGAACUAAACUUUAACAGUUUGUUACCAUUUCCCCCUAUAUGAAGGUUGUGUUUCUGUUUGUUUUUGACUGUAUUAAAGCCGAGCACCACAUGGGCAUCAACCAAUUCUUUACACACAAUCCUCGCAAGGAACUAGUAUAAACUAAAGUGUAAAAAAAAAAAAAAACACUUUUAACAGCAAGUUUUUCUUCUUCACAGUCUAUCGACCCUGGUCAGCAGUUCACAUGGGAGCACUCUAACCUGGAGGUCAACAAACCAAAGAACAGAUAUGCCAACGUGAUUGCCUACGACCAUUCCAGAGUCCUGCUCUCUGCUAUUGAUGGUACGCCGCCCACCAACAUCUUCCCUCCCAGCUGCUGUAUCGAUUCCACAGACAGCCUGAGCAGCUGUACCUUUCAGACCUCAGGAGCGCAACACCACACUGUACUUUUACAAUAGACUCCAACACAAGAAAGUGUGAAUACCCAUUACUUUCCAUGCCUUGGGUUCUUGCAAAAGAGAAGGGGUUAGAAAAAGGCUAUUUUCCCUCAAAAACAACAACUGAAAAGUCAGAGAUGCUACUAAGUUUAAGCAGCAUCUAUUUCUCUUACUUCAACAGGUGAUUCUUGGACAAUCACAUCAGCUUUGGAGCCAUUUUAUAUCAAACCGAUGCAUGAAAGCUAGACUUCACAGCAAAAACAGUCAAGUCAAAGCUUCUGCAUAUAUAGAGAGUGCGCUCACAGUACAGCACAGCUUCCAAGAAAUAAAAGCCUUUUUGAACUGGCUAGCCAAAUGCAGGCGCCUCCGUCAGUUUAUUGGAUGAAACACAAUUGCAAAUGCACACACAGCUAUUAAUUAACCAUUUCCAUUGAGCUGCUCCCAUGGAGGGCAGAGGAAAAUAAACAAAAUGGCUAAUGUGACAAAACAGAUAGAUAAAGACUUAGAGAGUCCUUUUUGCAAGCUCUCUGAAACAACACACACUCCGAGCGUUGAUGGGACUCCAUUAGCCAGACGUACAAACACAUCUGCAAAACCACAUUGGAGCCUUUGUGCCGCGGAAAGCGAGUAGUUCUCAGCCAGGGGGGACAUAAGGGACUUCCUCUUUUUUGUCUGAAGCUCAAACAUUUUGGCAGGCGAUGCGUCUAUUGUUUAAUUUGAUUGAGGUCUUUGGACAAAAAGGGAUUUGGGAGUUGAAUCAGAAUUUUAAGACAGCGGACAGUACUUCAGGAUUUGUUGAUGCAGGGAUGGAUCAGCAGAAUCUUUGGAAGGCAGGCACUGGUCCUGACAUUGUUGAAUACUCUUUACGCACACGGAGGAACUUUAAAGUUGUGUUGAUUCUAGUUACCCCUUCGGAUCUUUUGUGUUUGUUCGGGAUGCAUUUGCCAUGAGCACCAUCACUUGCGACUGUUAAGAUGUAGCUCAUGCAAACAAAUGUCUGAACAACAUAAAUCUAUGCAAGUUCACGAACUCAGUAUAUGAUCAGUUUUACAGUUUCAACUGUAACUUAAAGUCAUAAUCCUUACAUUACAAUGCUGCAGCCUAACAUCACCAGUGUUUGUUCCUCAAUCAGCACAUUGACAGAAAAAAAAUGGUAGAAUUCAUACAAAUCCUGACUGACAGAAAGCAUAAAUGCAAAAUCCAUUUGCCAACGUGAAAAAAAAAAAUCCCUGCUUCAUUCUCAUUAAAGCACAGUAAUGUCUCUUUUUUGCCUCUGUUUUUCAAUUUGAACAGACACUGGGCUUAAUUGUAUUUAUCCCUUGUCCAUCAUGGGAAAAAGAAAAAAAACACAGCUGCUUGGCUAUGUGAACGAUUUCAGCUGCAAAAAAUAAUAAAUGACGUGGGUGGGUUUUUCAAUGUGUUCAUAUUCCAUUUUCUUAUUCCUGUUGAAUAAGUUACCUGGGAGUAAAAGAGAGUCUGGGGGAGAGAAGGGGUAGAGGAAGCAGUUGGAGUGAGGGGAUUCUCUGAUACGUGGCGUCCAUGCAGAUGAGACUUAUCUUGGUCGACCAUGUGUGCACGAAGCCCCUAAACUGCCAGUCCUCGAGCAUUGACUAGCUGUCAGCUCUGUCUCUUUCGCCCGGAUUGGAAAAAGGCUGCUGUGGCUUUCAUUUAAUAUAAGCAGAAGGGAAGAGGGGACUGAAGAGGGGAAGGGAAGGGAGAGGGGGAUUGUUUUGCUAGUUUUUUUGUGGAUUUGUUUUUCUCUGUGUGAGGUGAUAGACUUUUACAGACUAAGCUUUAUCUUGAAGUCAGCUGCAGAUAUGGGAGAGGGGCACAAAAACUGGAUUUAAAUGUGUUGUUGAUGGAAAAUACAAAUCCUGAUGGACUGUAACAUUGGCUGCAAAUAUGACAGUUUUUUAUGCUGUUUUUCUAUUUAAUACCAGCAGAAAACAUAAAAGAUAGUCUCUUUAUGUGAGGGAAAAUCUGACAUUAUCUCAAACAGCUGCGGAGGAACCAAGACUUGGACUAAUGUAGAGAGAAAAGCUGCUGUUUUCUGACAUUUAUUGUCUUAUCAACACUCUGGCACACAAGUAAAGAUGAUUUCUAUUUGAUAGAACGACUUAUCUCUCUCGUCUCUGUUUUAGGUAUCCCUGGAAGCGACUACAUCAAUGCUAACUACAUUGACGGCUACAGGAAACAGAACGCCUACAUCGCCACCCAGGGGUCCCUCCCAGAGACGUUUGGUGAAUUCUGGAGGAUGAUCUGGGAGCAGAGGAGCGCCGUCAUCGUCAUGAUGACCAAACUGGAAGAGAGGUCCAGGGUAGGAGACAAAUGGAGUUACAGCUAUAUUUCUGUGCAGCGCUCCUUAUCUGUAUUUGUAUUAAAGUUAGAUAAAAGGAAGACUCUACUCUUGCUGCAGAGAUCCUCCAAACUCUAAAACUAUCUGUGACGUGAUCAGUGGGAUGCCUUUUCAGCUUAUCUCUUUGUUCCUGACCCUGUUUAAUUUGAAGCUGGUCUUACUCCAGCCCUCUCUUGCAGCCUCUUUAUUUAUUCUCCCCCCCCCAAAAAAAAGAAAAAGCCAGGUUGCAUUCUGUUACCUCCUGAUAUCCUCGGAUCCUGUCUUUAAAACACUCUCUGUUGUUGUUUAUCCUGACUGAUUAGGCGCAUCUCUCCCUUCAUUAGCCCUGCACUGCUGAAGGCGCUGGAUUACAAUCAGUGAUCAAAGGCUAGAGACUAGAGCUGCAUGCACUUAACUACUCUUUUAAGGUUGACAUGGACAAAAGGCACUUUCUCUCUCUUUUCUCUCUGGCACAUCUCUCAGCGUUUGACAGAGCACAUGAAAGCUUAAGAGACUCCACAAGCUUAUGACCUUCACACUUGUGUGCCUUCUCAAAGAGCCUGGCGUAGUGUUAACAGGGGCGCUGACUCAAUCCAGAGAGCAGUUUUCAUUCAGUAUCUGAACAAUCUGCAAAGCAAAUAAACUCCUCUGGCUGCUUUUAUUAUUCUUGGCGCUAUAAAAUGCAUGAUUCACCGAUUUAAUUUGGUACACACUGUCAGGUGUCUGUUUGACACUAUAGAUGCGUUUUUGAUGCAAGAUUCUUAGCUCAGAUUUUAAAGCUUCCUGUGAGACAUCCCCCUCCCUGAUCCUGCUGUACUGUUAAGUUGUUUGACAUUUGUAGUACAUAAUAAUGUGCUUUUGUUGCUGCCAACAGCUCCUGCCUUUCAUAUUAAUCAGUUGUAUCAUUCACUGGGAGGCUCUCAAGCUGUCUUUUUAUGUUUUGCAUAUAUAGAGCUUGUGUAUAUGCAAGUAAAUGCGAUUAUGAAUCAUCUUAUGCACUCUUUGUCAGCAUCUCUGUGCUGUGCGCUUGGUGUCAGUGCUAUAACAGCUGCUUUGGAAAUAAAAUCAGUUUAUAGUAAACGCUGAAGGUACUUGAAAUUUCUACGUGCUUUUCAACAGUUAUAGAGCAUAAAGAAAGACAAUUUGUUGAACAUGAUAACAUUUCGAUUUUGUGCUGAACCGCACGGACACUAUGAAGAAAAACAAUUGAACUGGGAGGCAGUUAUUUCCUCCCUAACACCGCGGCUGCCUUCCUUUUUUUUCAGCUGAGCAGUAAUGCUAUCAUGGAAGUGUUUUAUUGGCCGUUAACUGCGAAACAAAGCUGUACACUCAAACAGCAAUAAAGCUGAGGCGGUAAUAUGAUUGGAAACUGUGGUUACCUUUUGUAAUUAUAGAGUAUGGCAGGACAAUUAAUAGCACUGUCGGCUCUGUGCGAAUAUUUCUGGCCAUUUCAUUGAUUAGAAAAUCUAACUUAGUCAGCAGGAAUAAGGGAAAUGCAGGUAUUUGUUUUACUAUUGUUUGACUUGCACUCAGUAUAUAUAUGUCUUUAAAUGGAUUUAUGUCGUUAAAAAAUGCAGAAAUGCAUCAAGGCUUCUCUGCCAAGGCACAUAACAUUCACAUAUUCCUACCUGGACCUUGUCUAAUGUGAUAUUUCUCUCCAAUGAAGGUGAAAUGCGACCAGUACUGGCCAACAAGAGGGACGGAGACAUACGGCCUUAUCCAAGUGACAUUGCUGGACACAGUAGAGCUGGCUACAUACUGUGUUAGGACAUUUGCACUUUUCAAAGUAAGGGGGAAAUUGGAUUUUGUUGUCCCGUCCUUGCUUUUGAAAAACCCCACACCAGAGUCGUUUAUGUGUGUCGUGUGGGUCACUCACCUCCCCUCCUCCUCCUCCAUAUUCAGAACGGCUCCAGCGAGAAGAGAGAGGUGCGGCAGUUCCAGUUUACGGCCUGGCCGGACCAUGGGGUACCAGAGCACCCCACCCCAUUCCUGGCCUUCCUGAGACGGGUGAAAGCUUGCAAUCCUCCAGACGCGGGGCCCAUGGUGGUACACUGCAGGUAAGAAACAACAUGGUUCCAUGAAAACAUCCUCAAGCAUGAAAUUGAUUUUGUUCCCUCCAUUUGUUGUAAGGAAUAUAUGAAUACGUAAGACAAGAGGCAAUACAUUCAGCGUUAUUAAGAUGGUUAUAUCUGCAUCAUUUGACUAUGGAUAUUAGGUUUUCUUUAAUGAGACAUGAACCAGACGGAAAAAUAUUGUCUCAAGGGGAAUAUUUUACAGGAAGUUAAAUGCAAGCACAAACAAAUCAGCCUGCUGGCUCUCACAGACGGCACUUAAAAUGUGAAGGUGUUUUCAACAUGAUAGCACAAAGAGUACAAGUGUCAUUGCCCUCAGCAAACUUAAACAUCUCCUCCCACACACUGACACACAGACACUCGCAGACCUGUCGUGUUCCCCGCUACACGGCGAACAUGUCGCACAUCAGCAGCCCACAAGUCCCCGGCUUAUCCCUCGGGUUAUUGCAUCUGAAACAAAUAACUUUCACUUUCACGCCAACUUCACUUCCCAGAGCUACAUAAGCGGCCAGACUCCCUACAGAGAGGCGCAGGGAUAUAACACAGACUUCUGGCUCCCCUCAACUCGGGGAGUCAUCAGAGGCUCAGAGCAGAGAGAGAGCAAGUGACUGAGGAGGAGGGAGAAAAAGAGCAGGAAUGAAGCAACAGCGAUAGUGAGUGUAAUAGAUACAAAGUUGUGUCAGAAAGUGACAAAAAAGGGACGAGGGAUUACUGGAGAAUUAGAAUUACCACAUGCUGGAGUUAAUUAGAGUGAGUUGCCGAAUGGCUUCAAAUUGAAAAUCCGGACUUUUUUACAAUGAAGCAGAAUGCAGGAAUUAAUGUCACUGUGCAGAUGGGAGUUUUUUUUUUUUUUUUUUUUAAUUCCACUGGCUCCCUAUCAGAUAGAGCCAUUUCCAAGCCCCAAAUCCUUUGAGAAACAUCCCUUUCACUUCAUGCUGGACCACAAUUUUGAAUAGAGACAUCUUUUUACAUUAGCAUAUUUGCAUAAUAAUGUUCGGAGUGUUUUGUGGCUAAGCAGAAAUAUGCUGUAGAUAAAGACGUUUUGCUGAGGCUGUUUAUGCACAUGCAGAGCAGCCCUAAAUAAAGGCUUAAAGGGAAGGAAAAAAAAACAAAAAACAUUUGUUGCACAUAAUUAACAGCGUGGUACAGUAUCUUGAGCUGCCUAUUAAUUAGCUGGUGCACCAAACAUUGCAGCUUACCAUGUGUGUACGUGCCGAGGGGCCUUCUCAAAAGACUAUUAAGACAUAAAAUAAACAAGGGGUCUAGGGUUUUGUUGUUUUUUUCUGAGUUUUAGUUUUAAAUUUGGGGUGUUAACUGCAAACCCCUUUUGUUUUGGGAAAUUAAAAACAAGAAACAGGCUUAUUGAUCAAAAAUGUCAUUACCUCCUGUCUGCAAGAGAACUGUAUUGUCACCAUGCCCCCAACUGCAGCCGGAAACAGACAUUUUAUACAGUAAAAUUAUACCCAAAGAUACCAUUGUGAUUUUAGAAAUCCCCUACUUACUUAUGUGCCUCUUUUCAAGUUAGACAAUACUUUCUUUUGAUGUACAUGAGGCUGCAUUUUGAUUCCACAGAUGUUAGUUAAAUCAGUGGUUAACCACAUCUUCCUCUGACUUUAGCUUUGGGCACGAUCAUCUAAUGUUAGCCUAUAUCCCAUUUCUUCAACUUUCAUCAUGUCAAAUGAAUUUUACCCAGUCAUCAAGUUUUAUAUGCCAUUUGCAGUUUAUGGUUAAGCUUAUUUGAAUAACCACAAAUUAUGCUGCGAGAGACACAAUUUCAUCCGAGAUAUAUUCAUUUGAUCCGUCUCCAGUUUUACUUUCAAGUCAAAGUCUCACACAGCGCCAGUGAGGGGAAGAGCAUGCUAAUGAUAACGUUGAAAUGUGAUUCACGUGUUCUCAAUGUAGACAAUGUGAAAUCAUAAAGCGUCUAGUAAAAAAUCUGCUUCCGACGGCUGUUGCAGCACGUUUCCUGCCCUCCUGGUUCCUGCUGUUUUCACUCACCCAUAGGUCAGGGACUGUUUUGCUCUUCCAGCUAAAAGACUACCCAGGCGUUGUGAGGUGAUGGAGGAGGCCAAAAGUACAUGAUUGAAUGUCAUGGAGAUCACUGGCCUCUCCCAGUGACUCAGAAGGGAAAGUUUUGAUAGAACAGCCCACAGUUUUAAAAGAGUUUUGACUGACAACCUCAACAGAUUUCCACUCUUUUCCACUCCACUUGCCUCUCUGCAAAUGUCUUCUUGUUGUAACCAGUGCUUACUGCAUUCCCAGUAUUAGUUCUGAAUGACAAAACAAGAACUAAACUAUCAGAGAAAGAAAAAGCUGUGGGUUCGUCUUGGCCUUUUUUUUUGUAUUGCUAAAAAAACUGGUUUAUAGAGGCUUAUCCCAAUGACCAAAACAACGUCAAAACCAAGAGUCUCCUCAUUAACCGAUAAGGCGUAGCAGCACAAUGCUAACCUUUUCUUUGAAUGUAGGUAUGGUUAGAGGUUUCCAACCAGCUAUCUUAAUAACAACAUUUGUUUACAAGUUAAACACACUCACUGAGCUAUCCGCACAACUACAAAGUCACUGUUCUUUACCAAAAGGUCAUAAAACAGCCGUGAUUCUCAUUCAGGAAGGAGAUGACUCAAAAGCCACAAAACUCCACCUCCCUGUCAUCAUGGCGCAGUUGCAUGCAAUGGGAACGUUCAAGCUGUAAUGGCAAGUCACAAUGGACAAAUAUGGCAGACAGCACUGUCUUGUGGUUUGUGGAGAAAAAGAGGCUGAGCCGAAAAAGUCCAAAAACAAAAUUUAAUACUUCAAAAGUGCGGAAUAAAUGACUGUGUUGAUUUGCUUUCCCAAUUUAGCAAAUAAUCCAAGCAUCAUACAAACGACUUGAACUAUUGUUGACUCCAUUAAACAGCAACAGAGUGAUCCUGGCAAGGUUGGAGUUCAUGUGCGUGCCUUCAAUAGUCAGUGCGAGGAAAUGGUGACAGGUUAGCUGACAGCGGGAGAUUUGGUAACAAUACAUGUGUAAUUGCUUUCACUGCUGCCAGUGCUUUAUCUUCUCAGGACUCAUUGCAGCUGUAUUUUAGACAGCACUCUCUCUCUUUCUCCCAUCCCCUAUUCCCCAAACUCCUGGAAAGCAUAUUAGUCUGACACUUAAUGUGUGUCCAAGUCCAAAGCAGCUGGUCUUGACUAGCUGAAAAGGCAGUGUCAGGUCAUUAGUGCAGUCAGUCUGCCAACUCCCCUUCAACUGCCAAAUGUAGCGUCGGCUUUCUGCACCACCUCAUCCAACCAGACAGACACACACACACACACACACACACACUUGCUUUUCUCGUUGAUAAAUAUUGAAUAUUUUCUAAGCCUUUCCUGGUUCAACAUUUGGGGAAAAUUCUGGUUAGCAUCCUGUUUAUUCCAGCUGCUUUGUGUCCUAAAAAACUUACUUUAGACCCAGACCCCUCUUGCAUCUUUUUCUGCAUAACACGACUCUACCCCUCCUCGCCUCCGUCCCCCUAUCCUCCUCAUCUCCCUCUGUCUCCGUCUCUCUGGCUCAGCGCUGUCACUCUGUCACUUACUCUCUCGCAGGUCAUCACUCUUGCACAUUCAGGUCCGCACUGUAAAAUGUUUUCAGAUUGGAAACAGCUGGGGUAAAGGGAGAAAUCUCCGCUAGUUCCUGCAGCCCUUGCCCAAGGGCUGUUGUGUUCUCUGUCCUCGAAAUGAUUCAUUCUUCAAAUAUCACUUUUAUUUGCAAGCUGAGUCUGCCUUUUAGUCCCAUUGCAGAUUUUGUUAUCACCCCAGAGCCGUGAGGAGUUUCGUAAAAGAAUAAAAUAAAAUUGUUAGCAGCCAUUUUGGAUGUGGUCAUGAGAUAAUUUGUUAAAGCCAAUGACUCCCAUAUGUGUCUUUAUUCCAUUUGCAGCACAGUUCCAGUGCAGCAUGGCACAUUAACCAGACUUGGCCCCCGGGGACUAACUUUACUCCCUCUUGAGUUUCCCCUUCUCGAACCUCCCCCCGCUCCUCAGAGCAAAUGAAAAACAAAUGCUCCAUCAGAAGUAGAGGAGCACAGGAGCAUGGCUCACACCUCAUAGGCAUGUCAGCUUAAUGGAUUGAAUAACCUAUUUACUUUGGAGUGCCAAGUGCAAGGACUUGUCUCGUCACUGCUGUGCUUUACGGGUAAGGUAGGAGGGGAGUUAACGAAGAAGAUUUAACACCGCCCUGUCACCCCGGCGGGAAAUAUACUGUCAUCAGAAAACAUCUUCAGUGCUGAGGCAUGCAUGAUUAAAACAUCUAAUGUGCAGGGGUUAGCAUUUUUAGAUUGUCAGCAGUCUGCAAAGAAGAGGGGGCAGCACUCAUGCAGGAUGUCUUAAAAAAAAAAAAAGGCAAAGAAGAACAGUUUUUGUUUUUUUGUUAAGGUUUAUUUUCUUCCUGUGCAUUAUGUGAACUAAUGUAAAAAUCUGUUGGUGUCAAUCCAAAUAAAGAGACCUGCCUUUCAGCGCCUCUUCCAAAGCUUCAACACCUUUUAGGACCACCGUCCUGUCUAAUGGCGUUAAUUGAAGUCAGCUGCACUUCUCAUAAGUUGCCUGGCACAUUAACAAAGCCCUCAAAAACCUGUUCUCUCACCAUUGCGACAUUUAUGUGCGGGCAUUAUUGUAGAGGCCCUUUUUGGCACUGUGAGAUAAAGGUUAAAUGUUGCCGUUGCGUAAGUGAUUAGUCCUGAUGGGUUGGAGAGCUCAGGUGGGGCUCGGGAAGAGGGGGAGAGACUAGAUUGCGAAGCCAGCAGUGAGCCCGCUGAAGGCUGUGACUGCCUAGCACUCUUCUCCACAAAGUGCCACUUCAGAUUUAAUUACACUCCAAGCCAAAUAGUCCGUUCUACAGUGACAAACUUGGCACAGAGAGUUUAUCGCAUUGCUCUGAGAAAGCAACUUCUCCAGGCCCCCAGAAAAGUUUGCAAAAACACCUCAACCUCUUCUACUGUGUUGCCCAUCAUUUACUCCACUUUUAUAGAUCGAGUUUACUUUUCUUGGAAAGUUACAACUGAGAUACCAUUCAGGUACAUUCCUCUUUUAUCUCCUUGUUGACUACAGUGCUGGAGUGGGACGCACAGGCUGCUUCAUCGUGAUUGAUGCCAUGCUGGAACGGAUCAAGCACGAGAAGACUGUGGACAUCUACGGGCAUGUGACACUAAUGCGUGCCCAGCGCAACUACAUGGUGCAGACAGAGGACCAGUAUGUCUUCAUACAUGACGCGCUCCAGGAGGCCGUCAACUGCGGCACCACCGAAGUGCCCGCCAGAAACCUAUACGCCUACAUCCAGAAACUGACACAAAUAGAAGGUGGAGAGAAUGUCACCGGCAUGGAGCUUGAGUUCAAGGUACGAAAACUUUACUAACAGCUCCACUCAAAUGUCUGACACCAUAUCCAUCAACUAGACACACAUGCAAAAAGCAUUUACAGUCCCCCCAAUGACACCCAAUGUUCGAAGUCACAUCCAGGUCUUUAGUGUCACUGAUCAGCCUUUCCCUGUACAACUUCUUUUCCAGUUCCCAUCAGGCCCACCAGACAGCAAGGGGCCUGUGGUUUCCUCUCUAUCCCACUUUGUUAACUCGCUUGUGAAACUCAGCAUAGGAUAAAUCCCCCCGUUCUGGUUUCCCUUUCCUCUGGUAACAAGGGUCUUGGUUUACACAAAAACGCCAAACUCAGGUUUUCCCCGCCACUGAACAUUUGCCAGAGGGACUUGUAGUCUGCAUUCACAAUGAGAGGCUCAAUGAACCUUACGCAACCCCUCGCAGUCUGUGGUGUUGCUGUAUGCGUGGCAUUGUCUUGCUUGUCACGCACCUUCUCUCUAGCACUGUGAUGGAUGCUGAUUCCUCUAAGAGAUGAUAAACAGGUUAGAUUGCAGUGCACUUCUGUCCACUCCUGGCUCGCCUGGGUAUUCAUUUUCCUGUCUUUUCAUCAUAUUGGCAAUUUUUUCCCAACAGUGGCAGGCCAUGAUAGUAAUCGCUUUGAUGCCAUUUCCAUACUCUAAGGCCACAUGAAAUAGCAUAUAACCACAGUGCACUAUAGGCCAUUAUAGUGUAGAUUUCAUCAACAGCAGUGUAGGGCUCAUUAUUCUGGGAGGGUUGUACAACACUGAGACUAAAAAAGAAACCAAAGUCAUGCAAUCGAUCACAGCACUCAGAUAUUUAGAGUCAAACACGAAUGGUAACCAUGGAGAUCAACAAAUAUAGGCUAGUCAUUUUGUUACCAAACCCUAUUUUGCUCAAAGAUUUUUCUGUUUCUUUGUCCCCGUGCAGCGUUUAGCCAACACUAAAGCCCAUACAUCACGAUUCAUCAGUGCCAAUCUCCCCUGCAACAAGUUCAAGAACCGCCUUGUUAACAUAAUGCCAUACGAGUCAACACGAGUGUGUCUUCAGCCCAUACGAGGAGUUGAGGGCUCUGACUACAUCAAUGCCAGUUUCAUUGAUGGGUACAGGUAAGUGCGUACAUACUUGGAAGGCCAGAGUAGGGGACUCUCUGGAUUUGAGAAAAUGGCUUAAAUCAAGUGCAAAGAGGAUAUUGUCAGACUUUCAUAGUAUGUUUUUACAAUAUCUUUAGAAUACAGAGUAAAAGUUUCAAUGUAUUUCCAUGCUCAUGUUAUGAUAGCAAAUUUAUCAUGAGAUUAAUGCUUUCCCACAGGCAACAGAAAGCCUACAUUGCCACACAGGGACCACUGGCAGAGACCACAGAGGACUUCUGGAGAAUGCUCUGGGAGCACAACUCUACUAUUGUUGUUAUGCUAACCAAGCUUAGAGAAAUGGGCAGGGUAUGUACACUCAUAUAUUCUUCUCAGUUGUUAUUUGGCACGCUCUAACCUUCUUGGUCUGGCUACUGAACACAAAAGGACAUAUAGUACCUUACAAAAAUUUGGCUGUGAGAAUCUGAGCUUCCACAAAGUCGAUACCGUUUGAAUUGAAUUAAAAAAUUCUGGGAAUGAACACAAUGAACUCUUGUGUAUCAGGGGAAUGCUGUGGUUCACUGUGGUGUUCUAUUUUUCACUCACUACAGGAAAAAUGCCACCAGUACUGGCCAGCGGAGCGAUCGGCCAGAUACCAGUACUUUGUGGUGGACCCAAUGGCCGAGUACAACAUGCCCCAGUAUAUCCUGAGAGAGUUCAAAGUGACCGAUGCCAGGGUAAGCGGAUCUUGUUUCACUGAACAAAGUUUUCUGACCAAAAUUUGACAUUGUGGUGAUGGCUCACUAUUGUUUCACAGUUUAGUCUCGAGUAUCGUUUUCCAAAGUCUGGAUUGUGGCCUUACCGUUGGAUACCAUGCCACUGCAUGGGUCACUAAGGGUUCAAGAGUAAAAUAAAAACUUUCAACUUGUUUGUGUGUUCUUCCACUUCGUUUACAUUUGCAUAAUUUUAUUUACCAAGACAGAAGGUGUGAAUGACAAUGUUCAACAUGCAGGAUGAUGACUGGAUUUAUUUAACACUGCAGUCGUCUUUAGCUCAACAUUUUGGCAUUGUAUCAAGUAUUUGUUUAUACCAAACUAUGGCCUUAAGUGUAGCAUAAUCAGAAGUAUAUUUGUGGGAAUUAUGACACAUGUCAAUGUGUAGAAAAACAAAUGUGGUGCCGGCAGCAGCGAGCUGCCAGAGUUUUAAUUCCAUCAAAGGCUCACGCAGAUAAAUGGCGCAGGCUCCCUCCUUUGUAGUGUGUGUUACACUGUCUCGUCAAUGGGAUUGCUCCUCUUAUCAAGGGGAUACAAUAUCACUUAAGUAAUGCACACUCUCAAAGUCGAUUCUCCAAGUUCCCUGUCGAGGGUAACACAUCAAAGGAAUUAGUAUCUGAAGUUUUCAUGUUUAAUACGUUCAGGUAAAAUGGCAGUCAUCUUGGAUGACAAACCAUGUUCUCUGAUGUUUUAAACUUGGCGCCUGUGCUAGAUUUUUUUUUUUACUAAGUCUUUCCUUUACUGCGGGAAUCACAGAAGCGUGGAGCAAUAUGACAGAGAUAGCUUGGAACAACUUCUUUGGGUUUGCCAUCAGAGAAAUACCUCAGAUUCGGAUCCCAGUUUUGAUUUAUUAAUUUAUCUUUGCCAAAUAUCUGACUGAACUCGUCUUUUUUGUUCCUACGUUCGAAGGAUGGACAGUCACGGACAGUAAGGCAGUUUCAGUUCACGGACUGGCCUGAACAAGGAGUGCCAAAAUCAGGAGAGGGCUUCAUUGAUUUCAUCGGCCAAGUACAUAAAACAAAGGAGCAGUUUGGUCAAGAUGGGCCGAUCUCGGUCCACUGUAGGUGAGUAACCAGCUGGCAUGACCUACCAAACUAUAAAACUUGCAUUUGCCUGCUAUACAAGUAUCCCUUAAGUUGAAUGUACUGAACAUCUAUUCCAGACAUUUAAUUAGCACAUAAAUACACUGUUUUUGAUGGAGAGCAAACUUUUUCUCCGUCUUCACUCUGACCUUUCUGCCCUCUCUGUAAAGCGCGGGUGUUGGCAGGACCGGAGUUUUCAUCACCCUCAGCAUUGUCUUGGAACGAAUGAGAUAUGAGGGCGUAGUAGACAUCUUUCAGACAGUGAAAAUGUUACGAACACAGAGACCAGCAAUGGUGCAGACAGAGGUGAGCUGUUUUUCUUCUUCUUUUCCUUCUUUUUUUUCUUUUUACUGUGGUGAAGGUGAAUGCAACUAUUUUUCUUUUAGUAUGUACCGAACUAAUGAUUUACUUGUGUAAGAAAGAGCUCAGUUAGAUCUAAAUGAUUAAUUUGGGCAAAACAAAUAAACGAAGGCAAACAUCUCCUCUGUUUUGCAUACACUCAAUGAAUUUACUUUGAAAAGCAUCAAAAGGAGGUUCAACAGAAAAGACAGCUGAUAGAUCUGAGGUGAUUUGGGAUCAAAAGGGUCACGACAAAAGUAUAAAUACCCAAAAAGAGUACAGGAGAUUUGGAAUUAGGAUCCCCGAGAGGGAGAGCGAGCUUCAAUUUUCUCUUCUUUGUCUCCAGGAUCAAUACCAGUUCUGCUACAGAGCUGGCUUGGAGUACCUGGGAAGCUUUGAUCACUAUGCAACGUAA
Messenger RNA from Xyrichtys novacula (pearly razorfish), 88028 nucleotides. The record is from the annotation of a GenBank genome assembly. NCBI's taxonomy places the organism in Eukaryota, Metazoa, Chordata, Actinopteri, Labriformes, Labridae.